AUGGCUCUGGCUAACGAAAUGCUGGACGAGUCAUGGGAGGCUUUGAACCUCAGUGUGCUGGGAAACUGGAGUCAGACUAACGAGUCCCUAAACAGGACAGAAACCGGACCCCCACCUUUCCUGACCGACGCCUGGCUUGUACCCCUGUUUUUUGCCCUCAUCAUGCUCGUGGGGCUGAUUGGAAAUUCUCUGGUUAUAUAUGUUAUCUCAAAGCACAGACAAAUGAGGACUGCCACCAACUUUUACAUAGGUAAGCAUGGACCUCCACUUGUCCUCAGUCAUUAAAGGGCUUUAUUUAGGAAGCAUUUAAAUGUGUAUAUAUAUAUAUUUGUAUAAUUUAUUUUUUUUAAAUAAAAGUGCUAUUUUACCUACAUUUUUGCAAUUUGAUUGUCAGUACAUCACAACUCACUCUGUUCUGUCAAAGACCUAACACAUAAUACAAUGUACAUUAUCACAUUAUUAGCUGUCCAAACAUUGGACGUUCUAAGAAUGAAUACAGUUAUGGCUACUAACAUUAUUAUCCAGUAAAAAAACAACUUUAUAAAUUAAACUACGCAGUAACAAAAUAAAUAAACAAACAAAAAAAUAUUUAUUCAUCUGAAUCCUCAAUGUAUGUUAUUUAUUUUAUUUCAAGAACCGUCCAUCUGUCAGUCUGUCUGUUUGUCUUCCUUCCUGUCUAUAUAUUAGUGGAGUUGUAUAGGUAGAUAAAUUCUGAGUUUAAAUUACACCCCCCCCCCCCGUCACAAUAUUUAGAGCCAAUAUGUCUUUUUUACAUCGGACACUAAACAAUUGGCAUUAAAUAUCAAAUAUGUCUGAAUUAACCAUCCGGGUUAACAAACCAUGACUAGUUUUGGUUCUAACUAACCCAAGUGAUACUAGAAUCUUUUCAGUUCUAACUAACCCUGGUGGGUCCUAUCUGAAUAGCUAUUAAACUGAUCUGGGUGAUUCCUCUUGGACUAGUUAUUCCUACCAUACUAGUUAUAAUUGUAAAUGGCAAAUCCUACCAGACUAGCUGUUGGUCCAACUAACCGGAUGAUUCCUUUCAGACUAGCAGUUGGACUAGAUAACCCUUUAGAUUCUGAACAGACUAGUUUUGCUCCUAACUAACCUGGUGAUUUAUUUCAGACUGGCUUUAUAUAUAACAGACUUUGUUGAUUCCUACCAGACUAGUUUGGCUUUAACUAGCUGUGAUUCUAACUAACUCUGGCAAUUCCUACUAAACUAGCUGUUGGUCUAACUAACCCUGUAAUUAUUAGCAUACCAGGUUUGGUUUUAAUUAACUCAGUGGAUAAUUACCAUACUAAUUGUGGUUAUAUUAACCAUGGUGAUUUCUACCAGGCUAGUUUGCUUGAUUUCACUUUUUGCAAGAAGUAUAAACUUUAUUUCAAUUCUUUUUUACCAUAAUAUUCCCAAAACAGGAAUGAGUUUCUCAUUGUUAUUAAGUAUCUUUUACCAUUGAGCUGUGUUGCUGUCAUGGUGGGGGCUGUAUAUCAGCCAUGGUGGAGACUAUAUUGCUGUCAUGGUGGACUGUGUGUUUGUUGUAAUGGUGAGCUUGUAUUGCUGUCAUGUUGGGGGCUGUAUUGCUGUCACGAUGGAGGUUCUAUUGCUGUCAUGAUGGGGGUGCGGCGGUAAUGCUAUCAUGGUGGACUGUUUAUGUGUUUGUAAUGGUGAGCUUGUAUUGCUGUCAUGGUGGUGGUGGCGGGGCUAUAUGGCUGAAUGGUGGAGGUAUAUUGCUGCCAUGGUGGGGCUGUAUCACUGCCAUGGUGGAGGUAUAUUGCUGCCAUGGUGGGGCUAUAUGGCUGUAUGGUGGAGGUAUAUUGCCACCAUAGUGGGGUGUGUAUUGCUGCCAUGGUGGAGGUAUAUUUCUGCCAUGGUGGGGUUGUAUUGCUGCCAUGGUGGAGGUAUUUUUGCUGCCAUGGUAGGGGCUGUAUUGCUGCCCUGGUGGAGGUAUAUUGCUGCCAUGGUGGGACUAUAUGGCUGCCAUGGUGGAGGUAUAUUGCUGCCAUGGUGGGGCUAUAUGGCUGUGUGGCGGAACCAACCUCACCACUGUCCACUGGAGAAGCCUGGUUGCUCGCCUGCUCCCUUUAGACUAUGGCCCAGCAUUUAAAACCUUUUAUUUUCCCUGCAGAAAGGCAUAUUCAUGCCUUUUUUUGCCGGGGUGUUCAGUAGAUUCAAUCUACCGAACAAAGUACCGAACGAUCGACCACCUGGGAACUGGAGUGUGCCAUCAAUUGAUGGUUAACCGCAGCUUAAUUAACGAAUGCUGGGUGGCCUUUGUUUGUUUGCUGAACACGUGGCAGUGGCCAUUUUAACUCCCGAGCGGCCAGCGGUGUUCAGGGCCCAAACUAUGGAACUGGAAAUGGCCACUUAUUUGCGCGAACACCGCUGAGCCACCAGCCUCCUUACCUCUGCAUUCGGUAGUGGAACCGAAUGACUGUUCAUUCGGUAGUUUAACCGUAUGAACAGCAUCACCCCAGAUAGCUAUGGAGCCUAUUCGUGUAAUGUGUAUGUUCUAUGUGAUAAAAGUAACAGUAUGUAUUUUUAUGACUUUUAUUGUCCUUUGUCUGCCAUGUGGUUAAUGGAGUUUUGCCUCUGUCCUUGGAGAUAAUUGGAUUACUUCCCAAUUAUCUCCAGGCCAGAGGGGAGGGAUUGUGAUGCAUUGUGGGAUUGUAAGCUUGUGAUUGGUCAAUUUCCAAUAUGUUUCCCAGUCUUCCAUCUGAUCCCCUAGGGGAGUGUCCACCAGGUGGGAGACCUGCAUAAAAGCAGGUAGCCCCAGUAAAUCAGUUCUGCUUGAUCCUCAAACGAAGUGUCUUCUCGUUCUUGGGGGGAAUUGGAUUGUAUGCUGUUACAGUGCGACUGCCAGGAGUGUAAACUGUUCGUAUAGUUUUUCCCGUUCCGGAGUUUGGAGCAUUCCCCUGGUUCCAGUUCAGGAGAUUGGUGAAUUCAUGUGUUUGAGGUUCGGGAGAUUGGUGAAUUCAUGUGUUUGCAGUUUCGGGAGAUUGGUGAUUGCAGUAGCUGCCCGUGCAUCUGGAAAGGGGAAUAUCGCCUAAACGGUUUUUAACCACUUGUGUGCAGAACGGUCCGUUACAGGCUGCCAUGGUGAGGUUAUAAUGCUGUAGUAGUGGGAUGUAUUGCUGCCAUGGUGAGGUUAUAUUGCUGUAGUAGUGGGAUGUAUUGCUGCCAUGGUGAGGUUAUAUUGCUGUAGUAGUGGGAUGUAUUGCUGCCAUGGUGAGGUUAUAUUGCUGUAGUAGUGGGGUGUAUUGCUGCCAUGGUGAGGUUAUAUUGCUGUAGUAGUGGGAUGUAUUGCUGCCAUGGUGAGGUUAUAUUGCUGUAGUAGUGGGGUGUAUUGCUGCCAUGGUGAGGUUAUAUUGCUGUAGUAGUGGGAUGUAUUGCUGCCAUGGUGAGGUUAUAUUGCUGUAGUAGUGGGAUGUAUUGCUGCCAUGGUGAGGUUAUAUUGCUGUAGUAGUGGGAUGUAUUGCUGCCAUGGUGAGGUUAUAUUGCUGUAGUAGUGGGAUGUAUUGCUGCCAUGGUGAGGUUAUAAUGCUGUAGUAGUGGGAUGUAUUGCUGCCAUGGUGAGGUUAUAAUGCUGUAGUAGUGGGAUGUAAUGCUGCCAUGGUGAGGUUAUAUUGCUGUAGUAGUGGGAUGUGUUGCUGCCAUGGUGAGGUUAUAAUGCUGUAGUAGUGGGAUGUAUUGCUGCCAUGGUGAGGUUAUAAUGCUGUAGUAGUGGGAUGUAUUGCUGCCAUGGUGAGGUUAUAAUGCUGUAGUAGUGGGAUGUAUUGCUGCCAUGGUGAGGUUAUAAUGCUGUAGUAGUGGGAUGUAUUGCUGCCAGGGUGCGGUUAUAAUGCUGUAGUAGUGCGAUGUAAUGCUGCCAUGGUGAGGUUAUAUUGCUGUAGUAGUGGGAUGUAAUGCCGCCAUGGUGAGGUUAUAAUGCUGUAGUAGUGGGAUGUAUUGCUGCCAUGGUGAGGUUAUAUUGCUGUAGUAGUGGGAUGUAUUGCAUGGAGCAGUAGAUCGGUAAUGUGUUGUACAUAAGUCCCACAUGAAGCCAGGGUUGACGUAUUAAAGACUGUGCAGCGUGUGUGGGCAGACAUUAAAAUAUGGAAAAUUUGUACAAAUUUCUGAGUGGGAACAUACAAAAUGGAAUACAUGGAACUGUCAGCAGGAUACUUUAUGUAAUAUUUUUUGGGUUUUUUUCAUGGAAAAACUUUUGUUUUUAGUAUAAUGUACAAAUGCACACAUCAUACUUCACAUAGUUUUAAUAUAUUCUCCAAAAAUGGCUCAAAGUAACAUAAACAGUAACUGUGUAAUUUACUGAACUGACAGUGAUUAAUAAAACUUAGCUUGUGGACAUGAGAAAUGAACACUUUCUAUAUCUUGGUGUCAGAUCUGUUUAAUAUUUAUUUCAGCAUUUUUAUUGCAACAAAUGAAAGAAUCAAACGUUAAAAUGGGGGGCCGGAGGUGGCAUAGAUUGCAACUACUAAUUUAAUUUGCCACAAACUAUCCUACAGGAAAGCAGGAUUUCGCAUUGAAUCCUUUACAUAAUGAAGUUUUUGUGCUUUUCUUGUCCAGUUUCAAUAUAAACGGCGUAGAUUUUGUUAUAACAUAUAUAUAUAUAUAUAUAUAUAUAUAUUUGUGUUAAGGGCUCAUGAUAGUACAGAAGAUACAAACACUGAUAAGUAUGGGAUAGUGUGAAAGAGCAAGUCGGUUGUGGUGUGCCGGAACCGACGAUGAGGUAGGCCUGUAAAUAAAGAGGGCCCACCAAUAAGAAAUGUAUGAGAAAAAGGAGUUCAUAAAAAGGAGUGGGUGGGAGGGUGAUGCAGCGCUGACCUCGAACGGUAUGGAGCCAGGUAAGGGGUGUCCCUUAAGUAGGGAGAAGGUGAGUCAUACGCCCCUCCCACAAUUACAGGCCAAAAGGCCUUAAUACUUGUGUUAAGGGCUCAUGAUAGUACAGAAGAUACAAACACUGAUAAGUAUGGGAUAGUGUGAAAGAGCAAGUCGGUUGUGGUGUGCCGGAACCGACGAUGAGGUAGGCCUGUAAAUAAAGAGGGCAAAAAGUAGAAAAUAUACUUUAUUACGAAACGAGCAGUAUACAUACUUCAACCAGACAUAUCUUGAAAGGCAUUUCUAACUUCUUGUACCGGGUUAGGUAUGUAUCUAGAGUAUGCAGAAGACUUCCAGCGCCCUAGUGACUUGAUAACAUGUACUGGAAUGUUUGCACUGGACGCUGUGGAGGCCGCCCCUAUGCGGAAGGAGUGGCCCGAAUAGUUAGCUGAUUUUAGGCCUAGUUGUGUAAGUAGGGACCUGACGUGGGUCAUGAAGGUGGUGGUAGUGAGUACCGAACCUUGUAGACAGAAAAGUGGUUGAGAUGGUGAUGCUUUGAAAUGCUGAGUAUAGGUGUCCAGUAAUGUGACGGGGCACCACACGUUGUGGGUAGGAUAGUAUCUAACCUCUACCGGGGGUGCGUGUUGAUUGGUUUUGGAGUGAUGCAGAGUUAAAAUAUAGUAAUCCAUGUGUUUCGUUAAGUGUGAAUGAAGCAGAAUGUGAGUGGACUGGGAUGUGUUGAUGGCGGUAAAUUCUCUUGGUCUCAAGAAACCAUAAAAAGCUACGUAUAUGGCGGUUUUUAUAACAAGGUUUGUGUUGUUCGCAAAGGGUUUUGAAUCUAGUAGGCUGGAUAAAUCCUUGAAGAUAUUGAAGUCUAUAGGUAGCCUUUGCGCGGUACGUGGGGGUUCGGAUCUCUGGAUACCUCUAAGGAUGUUUUUAUCUGGUAGGAGGACAUGAAACUUGUGUUGUUUGGUUGUAAUGUUAGCAUGUGAUGUUGUAUGCCUGUUAGAUAUAGCUUGAUUGUGUUGUAAGAUAAUUUAAGUUUGAGGUGGCAAAAAGAAGCAAAACCUAACAAAGAUGUCAUGAUGAAAGGUUGUGUGACGUUGUGCAGUGACAGGAAUCUUUUAAAUAGAAGGAAAGCCCUGUCAUAUGUUCUCCGGGUAUUGGUGGACAGUGCUAAUUGUGCCAAUGUCCUGCUAUGUUGCAUAAUAGCUUCUAGUCCAUGACUAGCUGGUGGAAAGGUGGAGUGGUCGUGGCUGUACGUGCGGCUGACGGAAGUAUUUGCCGAAAAGCCUGAAAAUUGAAACGAGACAAACUGUCAGCAGCCGUGUUACAAACACCUGGGACAUGGACACAAAACAAGAAGAAGUUAUGGCAUGCAGCCAGCCAGGUGAGUUUCCUCAAGAACCUCAUAAUGGUCAGUGACUUGGAUCGGCCUUUGUUUAUGAUGUGGCAGGUAGCUUGGUUGUCUGAGUGGCAACGUACUGACGAACCUGCCCAUAGAUGCCCCCAUGUCACGGCAGCUGCUACAAUGGGAUACAUCUCAAAUAGAGCUGAGGUAGUGGAAAACCCUUCCAGGUCCUGUACCUCUGGAGGCCAGCUACCCCAAAGCCAUUCAUUCCCGUAAAUUGCUGCAAAACCUGUGGUAGCCGCCGCGUCUGACCAGAUGGUAGGUGAGGAGUCAGACAAUUUAGGGAGAAACAUGCUUUUCCCAUUCCAGGUGGUCAAAAAGUUUCUCCACAUAAGUAGGUCUGCCGUGGCUUGGGUAUCCAGUGGUAACCUGUGUGCAUCAUGUCUAAACAGUGGGAACAUGGUUAGGAGCCGUGAGAUGAAAGCCCGGCCUUGAGGUAUAAUGCGCAUGGCAAAGUUCAGUGACCCAAGUAGAGACUGCAAUUCUUUGCGAUUGCAAGUACCGAGGUGUAUGUAGAGGUUAAUGUUGGUGAGAAUGUUCUCUAUCUUGGUGCGUGGCAGGCUGGCUUGCAUGGUGGCUGAGUCUAGCAUGAUUCCCAGAAAGGUGAUGACUGUAUCUGGUCCUUCAGUUUUGGUGGGGGAGACUGGAACACCCACCUGUUUGAAAAGACUGAUGGUUGCUAUGAGGCUACUGGGAGGGGAAGUGUUCUCUUCGAUCAGUAAGAAAUCAUCCAGGUAGUGUAUAACUGUAGGGCAUCUGGCUACAUUUAAUAAUAACCAGCAUAAUGUUUCGGCGAAUACGUCGAAAAUGGCCGGACUACUUUUUGAACCAAACGUUAGGCGUGAGAAAAAGUAGUAGUGCCCGGCCCACUUAAUGCCAUGCAGGUGCCAUAGUGUAGGGUGGAUAGGCAAUAAUUUGAAGGCAUUUGUAAUGUCAGUCUUGCUGAGCCAUGCUCCGACCCCUGCCUGCAUGAUAGCUGUAAUGGCGUGAUCUAUGGUGGAGUAUUGAAGUGAAAAUUCCUCAGAGGGGAUAAGGGAGUUCAGACUAGGUGAGGCAGAGGUGUGAGGUGCAGACAGAUCGAUGAUAAGUCUUUGUUUGUGGGAAGAUUUCCCUGUGACAAUACCGAUGGGGUUUGUCCGCCAUGUGGAAAAAGGAGGGGACUGAAAGGGUCCCAAUAGGAAGCCCUCUGCCACUUCUUUGGCUAUGAGUGUGCUAACCGCUGUAGGGUUUUGUUGUGCAGAUUGUAAAUUAGGACAUUCAAGGAUUCCUGAAGGCAUGUGUAUGAGACCAGUAUGGAAUCCUUGUGAUAGACCAGUGAUGAUGAAGUCUACCAAAUGUCUAGAUGGAUGUCGUGACAGUAAUGCCGUGAGUACAGAAAUAUUUAUCUCAGUUAAGUAUUGCUUAGGGUACAUUUUAUUUGGACACAUGGUUUUCGCAUGUGCCCUAAAACAUUUUGAACAUAUAUGCAAUAACCGACAACCGCUGUAAUUACAUGCACCGACAUUGAAAUUAUUACAUAUUUGGGACUUCCCCAAAAACUUGAUAGGUCGACCCAGUUUGUCUUUGGGUGUUCUCUCUGCUGACACAGCGGAGCUAGUGCCCUGCGAGGUGGUAGGUUCGUUCGCAGUGGUCGGACAAAAAUUGGCAGUAUGAGCCAUGGAGGAGCAGUGUGCACAGGCCGGUGCUCUUAGACCUGCAAAGUGCCUGCAAAAAAUGAUCGUAUCAAUCUUACUCCAGUUGGACCUUGUCCCGUACUGUGAGAAGGCGCCAGACACUUUGGCAGAAAAAGAUCUAUGGUAGUCAUAGAAAGCUGACCCACCAUAUUUGUUGCCCAGAUCAACCAGCCUGUGCAUAUAUAAGUCAAACUCCUCACGUCUGUGGGGAUAUACCGUACAGACCACAUCCCGAUAAAUGCCAAAAGCUAAUACAAAUUCAGGAAUGGUUAGCUUCCUAUUUAAUCGUGCAUCCCUGGAUUUGACCACCACAGAAAUAUCGUCAUAAGCGUAGGUCUUAUGUUCCACUAUAUCCUGGGAGGCAAUUAGUAGUGAGGCCAGAUUGACAUCUUUACCUUCCAGGAUAUCUCUCCUGAGGUGCUCAGGAAUCAUGUGGGCAGGGUAAACUUCUUGGUCAUCCGAGGUGAUAGCUGGAGAAACUGAUUGCGACUCCACCACUGAUGGGGGAAUUGCCGUGGCCGGUCCAGCCAUAGUGAGGGCUGUAGUGACCGAUUCAAGUUUCUCCAGCCUAGAAUUGACCUUGCUCAUGGAUGUCAUGAGGGACGUGAGCAUGUCAUGUAUGUUCCCUGGGUGGGACUGGCUCGACCCUUCCCCAGCGUCCAUGUUAUCAGUUGAGGUGUGUAAUAAUUUGUAAAGUUCCGCUUUCCUUGCUGUUGCUGGAAAAGGGAUUUGUCGUCUCCUGAGUUCGCUAGUGAUACGAGGGAUAGUCCAUGAUCUGAAAGAUGCUGGACUAGCCGUAUCUUCCUCCUGUGAUGGGGUGUUGGUUCUAGCCGGAGUCCUUGGGAUGGAGAAAUCCUCUACCCCUUCUUGAGACAUACUAGAUUACAAAAGUAUAUGGUUAGCAUAAAACCCCCCGAGGGGAUGUACUGGCAGGCUAAUUAUGCCGGAUAGGCGAAAAAUUAAAACUUGUUCUUUGGUGACAGGUGAGGCCCUGCUAGUUGCCAAGUGGCUAUGAGAGGCUCUAUCUAUGCGUUGGCGCGAGGGGUUAUUGAGGCCACCCGACGUAGUGGCAGGAAAUCGUAGGCCUCUCGGUGACAAUACAAGAAAACAGGGGAAGGGAGUGACAGGUGGCACCCUCUCUAUAAUGCGAGGCGGCUAACUCACGUGUGGCCCGGGGGGCAUUACCUCCGAAACGUUGAGGCGGGGUGUUGGCCUCGCGGACCACUAAACGAUAGGCAGAAUGCCCGGAGGGGGGAUACCUAUUUGGGCCUAUAACCCCUAAAAUUGCCAGUACUCUAUGUCCUAAGUAGAGGAGGAACCAUAUGUGAUGUAUGGCGUGAGCAGGCUUAACGUACCUGGUAGUAUGUAUGCGUUUGAUAAGCGAUAGGUAGAGAAAACUGGAAAAAUCCUAAAGGGAUAGAAAAACCAAAUAUGAUAGUGUGAGAAUUGGAUCCUAUGAUACCAAUUUAGACUAGUUAUAUGUGAUGAGUUCUAGUAGUACAUAUGGAAAGGGAAUACAUGAAUGAUAUUGGCCCGACUGGCCCUGUAUGUGGUAUGGUAAUCAUGCUUGGGGGUGUGUAUGAUAUGUCUCUGGUGACCAGAUUAAUGCGUAUGAUAUAGUAAUGCUGGUGUUUGUGGUAUAAUAAGGUGCAGGAUUUAAAACAAUACCGUAUAUGUUAGGCCGUAAACGUAAGCCAUGAAAAGAGGUAAGUACGAGGUACAGAAAUAUUUGAGAAGUUAUCCCAAAAUUGGAAACAAAGUGACGUAUGAGUGGUUGAAUCAAGACGUGUGAUUCAACCCGAGAGUUUGUGAGAUUUGUGAGACCGUGUUCUUGUGUACUUGGUAUGUCGUUUGAGUACACAAAGAAAAAGUCAGAAUAUAUAAGUGCCAUGUAAGAAACGUGAGUACAUGGUAUGAUAGAAACGUAAUUUCUAAACAUAAUUUAUAACGUAAAUCCUACAAGCGACAUCUGUAAAAUGUAAAGGCUUGUCUAAGCUUAACUCCAUAAAUAUAUGUAUAUAACAUGAAGAAUUUCAAUAAAACUUUAAUAAUGCCAUAUCUGCUAAGAUUAAACCAUAACCUAAAUAAAUACUUAUUCAUAAGUAGUUAACAGGGGUAUUGCCCCAGUCAUAUGCAAGGAUUUCGUAAUUUGCAUAAGCUAAAUAACAGUAAAUGACAUGAAACCAAUUAUAGCUGAUGAUAUGCAGAACGAAUUUGCUUAAUACAAAGAAAAACCGAAACCGAUAUGCCUGCCGGCAGCAAAGGGGUUAAUAUGCCUGUGACUUGGCCGUAAAGCGUGUGGCCGUAAAGUAAGGCCGUUUUAAAUCGCGACGCCGUGGGAAAUGAUCCGGGCGACGGACUUACGAUUUUGAAGUCCUGUGGACUUAAUCUGCGACGAAAACACCGGGUAUGUGCGUGGCUGAACGGGCGGAAAACCUGUAAGGAUUCCUGGACACAGCUACACCAAACGAAAACCGCGGGUUUUUUGAAAAGCAAGAUGGCGCCGUACGUGAACCGGAAGUGGAUUCUCGAUGCAGCGCUGACCUCGAACGGUAUGGAGCCAGGUAAGGGGUGUCCCUUAAGUAGGGAGAAGGUGAGUCAUACGCCCCUCCCACAAUUACAGGCCAAAAGGCCUUAAUACAUAUAUAUAUAUAUAUAUAUAUAUAUAUAUAUAUAUAUAUAUAUAUAUAUAUAUAUAUAUAGAAGUAAUUAGCACUUGCACUCCAACUCAAAAAAACAAUAGUCCCCGGUGCUCUGGUAGCUAAGCAAUGUAUACAAAAAAAUACCGGCACUCCAAGGAUUUCCAGAAUAUUGUAUUCUUUAUUCUAAAUGACAUCAACGUUUCAGCUCCCUUACAGAGCUUUCAUUAGGAUACACAUCCUGAUAUAUAUAUAUAUAUAUAUCUUUUAUUAUUGAAUAGAAUUUGUCCUGCAGGUGGCAAUAGGAGAAUUGCUUUAAAGUAUAAUAAUUAUCGCAGGUAACAGGAGCUGUGUGAAUGUUCUGUAAAUACCCCGAUGUCACCGCUGCCCUCGGGAGGUCCAAUUAAAUGCUACUCAAAGAUUAGAUUGCACUAUUAUCACCGACUCACAGCGCACAGGAUAAGUAAUAAUGCCAGGAAGUGACAGUGAAUAUGUUCUAGGAUUGCUUUAUUUCAUAUUCUUGCCUGACGUAUUAACUCUUCCUCCAAGGGGGAACAAAGCGCUGUGUUUUAUAUAAAUAUUAUAAAUGGCUAAUAUCGUCACUCUGUCUGUGGAGGAGGGCCUCUCAGAGGGACGAUAUAUUUUGGAAGACAACAGCUGGAAAGAUGCUAAACAAUGGGGACAUUUAGCAAUGUGCUGCCAGCAGAAAAAGUAGGACAAAGUCUUAAAAGUGAAGAAAACCCAUUGAAUUGGUUUCCAUGGCUAUUGCUUCUUACGUUUUUUGUUGUCAGAUUUCCCCCUGAUAAUUUUCUGAAGUGGAGAAGCUUGUUUGGAUACUGUACAGAUUACUCAUUGUCUUGUGGUAGCAGAGAAUCCAGACUGUGAGUGAUGGGAGAGAGGGACUGCACCCAAACACUGCAUGUACCAUAACCACUACAGCAAGCUGUACUGAUACAAUAAAAUAAUACAAUGAGCUGUAAUGAUACAAUAAGCUGUAAUGAUACAAUAAGCUGUAAUAAUACAAUAAAAUGUAAUAAUACAAUGAGCUGUAAUAAAACAAUGACCUGUAAUAAUACAAUAAUAUGUAAUAAUACAAUGAGCUGUAAUGAUACAAUAAGCUGUAAUGAUACAAUAAGCUGUAAUAAUACAAUGACCUGUAAUAAUACAAUACACUGUAAUGAUACAAUGAGGUGUAAUAAUACAAUAAUAUGUAAUAAUACAAUGAGCUGUAAUGAUACAAUGAGCUGUAAUAAUACAAUGAGGUGUAAUAAUACAAUGAGCUGUAAUAAUACAAUGAGCCCUAAUAAUACACUGAGCUGUAAUAAUACAAUGAGCUGUAAGGAUACAAUGAGUUGUAAUGAUACAAUAAGAUGUAAUAAUACAAUGAGCUGUAAUAAUACGACGAGCUGUAAUAAUACAAUGAGCUGUAAUGAUACAAUGAGCUGUAAUAAUACAAUGAGCUGUAAUGAUACAAUGAGCUGUAAUGAUACAAUGAGCUGUGAUAUUUAUGGAGUUAAGAUAUUCCUUUCUGUUACUCUGCACAGCUCGUUUCCCUUGUUUGGUCACUUUAUGAAGAAGAUAUUUAACUCCUGCCCUGCGACUAGUUGUGCUUGAUGUAGGUGGUCACUGACAGAGGGAAAUGCUGAGAGUGAAAACUUGUAUUUUAUUUUCAUGUAAAGAGCAGCAUUGUUAGUGCUCGUUGAGUGAAAAGUGUCCAUCUUGCCUUUUAAUUAUUAAAAUAUAAACAUUUAAUUUGCUGGCUAAGUGUGUGCUAUCUGCUCCUGUAAAGAGACAGUUAAGGAUUUCACAAGCUGUUAUAUUUGUCACCAGUAGAUGGCACUCUAGUCUAACAUACAGCACCACGUUAACACAUUGCUUGGCAAAGCACAGGACACCUUGGGACUCACAUGGUUAAUGUAAAAACAAACUUUUUAUCCUCGAAGGAACUCCCGUGAAUAAGAUCCCACGAUUUAAAUUGUGAGCUCCUGUGGCUAAUUUUCAUAUAUAAACCGAGCUUUAAGAUCCUUAUUUGCAAUGCAGUAAGGGCAAAAAUAAAGAGGAAUUGGAACUUGAUGUUAAAAACGUAUUACUACAUUUUUCCUAACUUUGCAUUAAUAGUAAUUUACUAAUCAAAUAACAAAACAAUAUUACAUUUCGUAACUGUACAAAUAUAUCAUAUUAAAUAAUAUACUGCAAUGUGUUUUUUGCACACACUGUUUCAGUUAUUUUCAUAACAACUUAGCAGAUAUACCUCCAACAAAAACAUACAUUCAUUUAAUUAUGUAUUUUUUAUUGGGUAUAUCUAAAAACAGCUUGCAGAGGCUGCAAAUCUCUUUCUGCUUCUUUUGCAAACCCUCCCCUUCUAACCCCACCCAGACUUUCUGUGGCUGUCCAAUCACAGACUUCCCAAUGCAGCUCAAUGAGAAGUCUUUGCAAGGCAGGUGCUCUGGGCAAUUGCUGCCUCUUGAGUUUAGCUCCACUGAGAUAACCAAACCAGGAAGUAACAGGACCAGCUGUCUGAUUUACAGCAAGGGAGGUGUAACCAGGUUCAUUUAUAAAACUGCCAAUUUCUUCUGAAAUCUUUACUUCUGUAAAAUGAAACAGAGGACACACCUUUUACACAUAGGGCCUUUCAGUAAGCUAAAGUGAUUUGUGUGUGCAGUUUCCUUUUAACUGUUUAACAAAUAGUUCAAUGAUUUUUCUUAUUUUUGGUAGUCAAAACACUCAUUUAUUAUUGUCACAGAUUUGCUUUGUAUCUGGUUAUCUGUUCUCUGUCUGUAUCUCUAUCUGUUUAGUUAUCUGUUUAGACCUCUUUAAAGCACCUACUGUCCUAUCACCCUGUGGUGUCGUGUGGAAUUACUAUUUUUGCCACAAAGUAAAAGGGAAGAAUCUUUUUGAAAGGAGAGAUACUCUCUUUAAAGUAGGUCAGAAAAUAGUAUAAAAAAACAAACUGUAAUUCAGAGAGUCAGCGAUUGGACGAUGGAGAAUUGUAAAAUUACUGGCAGCUGCGACUUUGUUAAUCACACUUCGGCCACUGAUGGUCCAUCGUGGCUACUGCUAGAACUGGUACCAGAAUCGGAAUAUUAACGGAAUUCGAGAAGUAUCUUGCAGCAAUGUAGGUGAGAUAGAGGAGGUGGAUAUAAUCUCCUUCUCUGCUGGAUUCUGCAUUUCAUUCUAACCUGCGCAAGAUGAUUUAUAUCUCACCCCAGGUUGCUAUUUAGUGAAUAUACCCCAGUGAUUAUAAAUUCGAUUAUCUCACGCUUAUCGAUAUUGUACUGUUUGAUUGACAGCCCUGUCUGCUCUAAAUCUGUGCUGAAUGGCGAGUUACAAAGUUAUUUAAUGUACUGGAAGGAUCUUAGCAGAAAGCUGUUGCAUGUAAGAGUAACAUGGCUGGACUGAGAAGGACCCACCAUUUAAGCCGUAAUAGCAGAGUUGGAUAAAAUGGCUAAUGUUUUUAUUUUGUAUUAUUAUUUAAUUAUUAUUAUUUUUUGACUUUUUUGAAUGUGAUGGCUGGUUAGCAAGCCCUUGAAGCGCCAAGCAUUUUUAACUAUUUACCUGCUGUCUGCUAGUGCUGACAAUGAGCAGAUAGUUCAGAUUUCUAAUUUGCAUAAUUUGGACAUUGUUGAAUAUAUUGAAUAAUUCCCAGAUUUUGCGGUCCCUGUGCGCAGCUGGAUGGUUUUGCCCCAAUCGGUUUAGGGCCUUUCUGACUUUAGCAGAAAAUCUGCUUCUGAAUUGUGAAAUACGAUGAGCUGGAUGGAUUUUAGCAGAAAUCCAUUUAAUGAUUUAAAGAUUAACAAGGCUGGACGGCCUAGUACCCAUCAUUUAAUCCAUAAUAGUUGCAUUGGAUAAAAUGUCUGGCUUAGUUUGGUGUGAAAUGUGCAAUCUCAUUGCCGCACAACUUUUCUGCAUAACAGAUAUCAUAUCCCCUCUGAGACAUCUUUUCCCUAAAGUAGACAAGUGCAACUUUUCUUGAUUUUCUUCAUAACUAAGAUCUAAAUGUCCAGGACUCUCUUCGCACAUAUAAUGACACCGAUAAACGACCUGCAGGAAUCGAGCUGUUUGUUGGACGGUAACUCCUACUAACCUUUUACCUGGUUCUGAGUAAUGGGAGUUGUAAGACAGCGAGCUGUUUGCCCCUCACAACCCUUUCUCCUUCGUUAGUGUGGGUGCUCCGGAUGCCGUUAUAACCAUGUAAUGCUAGACCAGCUCUCCUAUUCCUGCUGUUAUACCGCAUCACGUGGCAUUGACGUCAGAACCGUUAUUGCAGCCGAGCUGUCCGAGAGAAGAUGCCUGUGACAUCUUAUCAUUCCACUGAUACAUGGAUUCUUGUAUGGAAAGAACACGACCGUUAUUACUGUCAUUAUUUACCUGGGACCCACAUCCCGCUACAUUGUAACAUCUAACGAGCUGGACUAUCUUUAAUUACAUGAUUCACCCCUUUAUCUGUCAGUCUGUGUAUAAAACAAUCAUUAUAUGGCAAACAGUAGGUUUACAGUGAUAUAAAAGCAGAUAUUAUUAUAGCUCUCUGUCUGCCUCUCGGUCUUUCUUUGUUAGUGUUUUUUUUUCUCUCUUUGUCAAUCUCUGUCUAUAUCUCUGUCUGUCUGUCUCUUUUUGCCUCUCUCUGUUUUUUCACUCUCUCUCUUUACCUGUUGGUCUCUCUCUGUUUUUUCACUCUCUCUCUUUACCUGUUGGCCUCUCUCUGUUUUUUCACUCUCUCUCUUUACCUGUUGGUCUCUCUCUGUUUUUCACUCUCUCUUUUUACCUGUUGGUCUCGCUCUGUUUUUUCACUCUCUCGCUUUACCUGUUUGUCUGUGUUUUUCACUCUCUCUCUUUACCUGUUGGUCUCGCUCUGUUUUUUCACUCUCUCUCUUUACCUGUUGGUCUCUCUUUGUUUUUUCACUCUCUUUACCUGUUGGUCUCUCUUUGUUUUUUCACUCUCUCUCUUUACCUGUUGGUCUCUCUUUGUUUUUUCACUCUCUCGCUUUACCUGUUGGUCUCUCUUUGUUUUUUCACUCUCUCGCUUUACCUGUUGGUCUCUCUCUGUUUUUUCACUCUCUCGCUUUACCUGUUGGUCUCUCUCUGUUUUUUCACUCUCUCUCUUUACCUGUUCGUCUCUCUGUGAAUGCAUAGUAAAUGCAUAGUGAAUGUAUAGUGAAUGUAUAGUGAAUGCAUAUUGAAUGUACAGUAAAUACAUAGUGAAUGCAAAGUGAAUGCAUAGUGAAUGCAUAGUGAAUGUAUAAUGAAUACAUAGUGAAUACAUAGUGAAUACAUAGUGAAUGCCUAGUGAAUGCAUAAUGAAUCCAUAGUGAAUGCAUAAUGAAUGUACAGUGAAUGUAUAAUGAAUGCAUAGUGAAUGCAUAAUGAAUGUAUAAUGAAUCUACAGUGAAUGCAUAAUGAAUGUAUAGUGAAUGCAGAGUGAAUGUAUAGUGAAUGUAUAGUGAAUGCAGAGUGAAUGCAGAGUGAAUGCAGAGUGAAUGCAUAAUGAAUGCAGAGUGAAUGUAUGGUGAAUGCAUGGUGAAUGCAUGGUGAAUGCAUGGUGAAUGCAGAGUGAAUGCAUAGUGAAUAUAUAGUGAAUGCAUAGUGAAUAUAUGUGCACAGUGCACAGGACGCCAACAUUGACAAAGCUCGAUGGAAACAUAUUGCUCCAUGUUUAGAGACGAGCAGACUAAUCUCUCAAAUGACUGAAAUAAAAGAACUUCCAGUCGAUACAGAUGGUCUAUUUCGUGAAAAGAUACCGAAAGUCCACAAGAUACAGUGUAACCAGAUUUCUAGACCAAGCAUUGUCAGUGACGAUAAUCGAUUUUUACCCACAGAAAGAUGUAGUUAAGGUAAAAUCACCACUGGAGGUCGCUAAAUGUGCAUUUCAGCUUUAACCCCUUAAGGACACAUGACAUGUGUGACAUGUCAUGAUUCCCUUUUAUUCCAGAGGUUUGGUCCUUAAGGGGUUAAAGGAACACGAAAUUCCCUGACUUAUUAAUACAAAUCUAAUUUAGUACUAAUUACGCAUUGCUGUGAUGCUUUAGCCUUCACUCAUUGACUCUGUAAAGGCACCAGCGGUUAUUAGUAAACAUUUGUUGAAUUAAUUAGAAUGUAUUAAUUAAUAAAAUCCCAACAUAUUAUCUCUGUAAUCAAUGUAUUGAUAUGUGAGGAAGCUCCCGGCGCAGUAUUGGUGAUUUUAAUAAUGAUGCAUUCUAAUUAUUGGUUCUUACCCUGAAACGUCUAGUAAUUACCAUUUUACUCCUAUUUGGAGAUCGGGCUAUUUAUCAAUGCUGCCAUAUUGCAUAGCGACAGAUCACAGAAAAUAAACGACCGCUGCGAAUCAGAAAGAUCUCUUUCAGGAAACGUCCACUGAAAACAGGGAACCUUCAGAUAAAUGACACAAUGGAAAGAUAAAAAUAUAACUGAUUAAAAAAAAGGAGAGAAAGUGAAGCGAAUAUUAUAUUUGUCUUAUUUUUAGAAAAACGUGAUUUGUGACUCGUCUCGCCUCUCAGACUGCACAGAAUAUGCUCACAUACUCCAUAUCCUGGCACAGAGCUGCAAAGAAGGGGUGAAAAGACAUUCCCAGAGCGGGGAGCCAGAAUAACUCGACAACUUGCAAUCACCCAAAAAACAGGAGAAAACUCUGAUUGAAAAUACUGAAAUGCUGAAUUAUUGCCGGGCCAGCUGAAACCACCUGUAUGUAUCUAUCGUAUGUAUGUAUGUAUCUAGCGUAUGUAUGUAUCUUUCGUAUGUAUGUAUGUAUCUAGCGUAUGCAUCUAUGUAUGUAUCUAUCGUAUGUAUGUAUGUAUCUAUCGUAUGUAUUUUAUGCAUCUAUCUAUGUAUCUAUCGUAUGUAUGUAUCUAUCUAUCGUAUGUAUGUAUUGUAUAUAUUGUAUGUAUGUAUCUAUCUGUGUGUGUGUGUAUGUAAUGUAUGUAUGUAUUGCAUUGUUUGUGUGUGUGUAUGUAUUGUAUGUAUAGAGAAGGACAUACUGUAUGCACUUGCUACAUUUUUUAAGGUUAGGUUUAGGGUUUAAGUUUGGGCUGGGAUUCAGGUUAGGCCUAAGGUUAGGGCUCGCUUAGCAGAAACCAUGUCUCAAUUCCUUCACACUAUUUAAAUCUCAAAAUGGAAGAUAGAGGGAUAUAUGAUGUCAUUUCUCGCAUGGUGUCAACUUACAGAGAAAGAAAACAGAGACACAGGGCCGGCGCUUCCUAUAGGUCAACUUUACUUCGGCUUUACUGCUCUACUCGUUUUGCGACCCCUCUAUGUUUGAAUAAUUAUACAAAUCAUGCCACCGCCCAUGUUACCGGGUGCUAAGGAGCUCUUACAUGGCUGCUGACUAGCGCCCGAUGUAACACUGGUCCAGUGGCAUCCACUUCAGCCUGCUCAGCCAGGACCCGCACAAUUACUUCCAUUGACGCAGCAGUGCAAGGGCACUUCAAUUUCUCGCUCCCGCCCCUUACCCUAAACAUGGGAACAAGUGGGCGGGAGCAUAGCAGGGGCGGGGCUGAGACGGAGUGAAGGUGGCCAGGCACAGGGAUGCUGUCAGAAACACAUGAAAAACAGUAAAAUAUGAAAAAAGGUAAGUGGGUCAAUGGGACAUCACAGUAUGUAUUUGUGAAGAAUUUGUGUUUGUGAAUUUCAGUCUGUAUGGGUCAGUGAUUGCCUGUAUGGGUCAGUGUGUGAGUGUAUAAGUCAGUGGGUGUCUGUAUGUGUGUGCAUGGUCAGUGUUUGUCUGCAUAGGCGUGCGCAGCCCAUUGCAUAAGGGUGUGCACCCUAAAGCACAAACACACACGCCGCAUAUAGUGGAAAAUUUAUUCAUACUUACCGUAAUUUUCUUUUCCUGGCUAUUAUUCAUGGCAGCAUAUACACAUGGGUUAGCUCCUCCCCUACAGCCGAUAGGACAGGAAAACCACCAAGGUUUUAAAAGGAGGCUCCAUCCCUAAGGUCCUCAGUCAGUUUACAAGCUCUACAGUACAUAAAUAGAGACAUUAAUGGGAGGGAAGUAUAUGCUGCCAUGAAUAAUAGCCAGGAAAAGAAAAUUACGGUAAGUAUGAAUAAAUUUUCCACUUUCCUGGCUAAUCAUGGCAGCAUAUACACAUGGGGAAUACCCAAGCUUACAAAGGGAGGGACAGAAUAGCCAAUCAAAUUAUCAGAAUAAUUCAACAUAGAUAGAAGAAUGAACUGAGUUAAGUACUUGAGUACCAAAUUGUGCAUCAUAGACUGUUUUAACGAACAGUAUGAAAUGCCAGACAAACGUGUCUAAAGGAGGUUCAAAUGCUAGCUUACAAAAAGUGUCAGCAGAAACCAUUGCCAUGGCAACCCAUGAUGCUGCAACAGCAUGAGAGGAGAGUGCCCUGAUACCCUCCAGCACAGGUAGAGAACGGACGUGACGUCCAAAUUGUGCCUCGUUAAUUGCUUCAAUGUCCAAUAUGUAAUGCAGGACAAACUAGUUCAAAGAGGUCAAAAUGCCAACUUUACAAAGUUUCAGCAGAGACCAUUGCCAUGGAAGCCCACGAGAUGCUGUAACAGCACUAGUGGAGAAUGCCCCAAAUCCUUCGCUACAGGUAGAGAACGGCAUUGAAAAGCUCUCACUUUGGGCACGAUCACUGGUGCUACGUGCAUGACAACCAUCUCCUGUUGAAAUUCAGUGAAUGGGGGUACACAGGAUCAAGCCUGGAGUUCACCCAUUUCCCUUGCUGGGGUGCCAGCCACCAGCACUGUCUGUGCUACCACCAUGGAAGCUCCUUCUAGAGGUUCGAAUAAUGGUUCAGUCAGGGCCCGUGAGACCAGUGGUACAUCAUAUAUUGGCUUCACCACACUCAGUGGAGGCAUGAUUUCAAUCAAUGCCUAUAUGAAGCAAAGUGCAGCAAGUGCACACAUUCACCCUGCUGAGGUACCAGUCACUAGCAACAGCAACGUCUGGGCUAACAUCAUGGAAGCUCUUGCUAGAAGUACAGUCAGAGUCUGUGAGACCAGUGGUACAUCACAUAUUGGUUUCAACACCCUCAGCGGAGGCUUGAGUUCAGUUGUUGCUUACAUGAAGCAAAACACCAGGGGCAUCAACGCUCAAUCGGUACCCUUCAGUACAGGUAGAGAAUGACAUAGAUAAGCAUUCACCAAAGGCAGGAUCUUCAGGUGCCAAAUGCAAGACGAUCAUAUCUGUUGAAAAGUAGUGAAAGGGGGUUCACAGGACCAAGCCUGGAGUUCACCCAUUAUUCUUGCUGGGGUACCAGCCACCAGCACUUUCUGUGCUACCACCAUGGAAGCUCCUUCUAGAGGUUCGAAUAAUGGUUCAGUCAGGGCUCGUGUGACCAUUGGUAUGUCACAUAUUGGCUUCACCACACUCAGUGGAGGCAUGAUUUCAAUCAAUGCCUAUAUGAAGCAAAGUGCAGCUAAGUGUUCCUCUAGAGUGUUAUAACACAGAACCUUUCAAGGCCUGAACGAGGAGUAAUUCCAACAGACAAAAGCAUGUCAAGCUUAGUAAAGCCUGUAUAGGAUUGUAAGAGGAUCUCAAUGACCGUCUCAGGGAUGCCUAUACUAAUAUGGACUCCCGCAUCAACACCAGAACUUGAGGAUCCUGGUGUGUCAUGGGGCCUUGUAAUAGGUCUGGACGUACAGGAAUUUCCCUUGGAGGUUCCAGAAUCAUCUUAUUCAUCAUAGGAAUUAGAGUCGACACGGUCUUCCACUGUCACCUCUUGCAUUGCCUUUUUAAGAAAGUUGAAAACAGGAAAAUAUGUACAUCAUACUAAAAUUCUAAAUUUGAGCCAGUGUAUCCUGAACCUGAGCAUUCUGGUCCUAGCAUGUAAAAAAUACUUCUGGACCUGGUAGUUUCAAGAAAUGGCCAUCAAACAAUCUGCGUCAACCACGAGGAUCCGUAAGGACAUGGUUGCCAAUCCACCUUGGCACAGUUAUUCGGCUCCAGCAAACAGCCAUGGUAUUCUGAGCCACUGGUUGUUCUUCUGUGCCCUGAUCAUUAUGGGCUGGAAUUCCAUCAAUACGUAUCUGUGAUACCCAUCUUGGUAGAUAUAGGAUACAGUUGCAUUGAAAUUUGAGCAAAUUUGGACCCACUCAUUCUUCAGCAAGCCUCUGAAGUGAAGAAGAGCCUAGAAAAUGACUCUUAAUUCCAUACAAAUGAAUGGAAAUAUUGUGCAACAUGGUCCAAACACUGUGCAACCAAUCUUAUAAAAACUGGAAUUCGAGCUAAUAAUUGACCAAUGAGGUUCUGUUCACUGGAAACUCAGAGAUCCAAUCCCUCUUUCAGCAGCCAGGGUAAGGUGCAACUCCACUGAUGAGGACAUAGUAAGUGGCUGGCUCCAAUAAUCUCUCUCUUGUUAGACCAAGAUAGGAAGGAUCUGUAAGGAAUCCAGAGAUGCCAUUGGGCCCCUCUGACAAGUCUGCUGGUGGAAGCCCGGAUUCCUAGUAGUUGCAUCUAUUUUCUUGCUGUUACCAAGCAGAAAUGAAGAAACUGUGAGAGAAAACCUUUAAAAUCUGUGGAACUGUUCCCGAGAUAGGGAAAAGCAGAGCCUAGAAUUUUCAACUCAGGAAUGUCAAUCACUGAGCUGGUCUGAAACUGCUUUUCUUGAUAUUCAUCAAGCAGCCAAACUUUAGGAGUUAUGAAAGAACUAUAUACCUAUGUGUGCCUGCCUUCUGAGGGUCUAAGGCUAUCACAAGUAGAUCCUCCAGAUAAUGGAACCAGGUGGAGUUCUGGACUCUCAAUAACACUAUAAGCACAUAGAAAGAUUCUUGGGGCCGCAUUGAGGCCAAAUGGUAGGGCACUAACAUGGAAGUUCUCUUCUGAGCUAAUGCCGAAGAUCUCUGCAGAUUGGACUGAAAGUAAGCAUCCUUGAGAUAUAUAGAGGUAAGGCAAUUAUCCUUCCAGAUUGCUUGAGAUAUGGAUCUGAUUGACUCCAUCCUGAAGACUAACAUUCAGCCUCUUGUUGGCCUCUCUUAGAUCCAGUGUAGGCUUUCAUGUGCUUUUCCUCUUAGCACCAGAAGAGAGGUUGAAACUUGUCCCUGGAACUGCUCUUGUUCUGGGACCUAAAAAAAAAAUCACCUCUUUGUCAAGAAGGCUUCUUCCUUCAGUGCUUUACCUUUUGAUUCAUUGGUCUUAAUGCUCCUGUUGGUAUGGAGGCCCGUGCCCAUUAAGAAAAAACUCCAGUCUAUAUCAAUCUGGGCCAUGGAUAACACUCAAGCCUCCAGAGUAUGACAAGCCCAGGUAUGUGUAAUCAGAAAAAUGAGGCUCCUAGUAAUGGAAGAGAUAUGUUCAUUGCUGAAGAGCAAAACAACUGCGUUAUAGCUACAUUAGAACCUUUAAAGGCAGGUUUACCAACUGCCAUGAGUUACCUCUGGAGUAUUCCCCGCAGGGCCAGUAGCUUCAUGUAUCUCAGAAAUACUGGUCACUGGAGGUUCUCCGGUCAGACUAUGAGGAGCUGGGAUCCUUGGAACUUCCAUCCUAAGGUACCAAUAUUUUGCAGCCCUCAUUCGCCUUUUCAAUGGAAUUAUCCAAAGUUUUCCCCAAACAGCACCACCCCUUCAAAUAGAAUGGUGUAGAGGGCAGACUUUGAGGAUGAGUCAUCAUCCCAGAAACAGAACCAUAAUGCUUUCUUAGCUGCUAUAGAUAAAGCCAUUUGAUCCACAGACUAUCCUAGUUACAUCUAGGGAAGUUUCUGUGAAGAAGUCAGUUGUAACCAGAAGACUUCAGACUGCCUCUUCAAUCUUGGCCUUUAAUAUCUCUCUUCAUAGUAGCCUUUAGAUCUUUAAUCACAUAACUCAUGUUUGUAGAAACAGCAGCAGAAAUCACAGCUGGCUGGCCUCCUGCAAUGGUAGGCGUAAAAUUUUGGACAGGUCUGCGUCCACCUAUGAUCCAUAAGUGUGCAACUUAGGUGGUGUAGUUCUGGGGUUGGAAAUAACGUCCUCCACAGGGUAAAGCCUGGCCUCUUUUCUUACCCCUGAGGCCUCUGGAACUUACUUUGUAAGCCCUGCCCGCAUGUCAUGUGGCUGCACAGUGAUAGGUCAUGCUGAAGCGACAACCUUCUGGAGGCAGUCAGUGCAUAACCGAUUCCUUCCACUGUAUUCUCCUCAUAUCCAGAUCCUGGUGAAGAAUCAGACACCUGACAAAUAAUAACAACUAAAUAUUACCUGUGGUAAAGUAUUAAGAAAAAAUGUGCACUGUUAAAUUCUAUAAGAAACCAGCGAAACCACUUUAAAACAGGCUAAAGACAGCACUUAUCCAUGUCUGGAGACCCUGCAAAUACUUACCCAAUAAGUGUAUGUUUACUGUAAUUUUCCCUUUAUUUUAGGCACUUUCUGGCAAUUGCCCUUAUCCAAGAUGGCUGCCACAACUUGUAUUCCCACAAUGCAAGUCCUCUGUAUUAGGCCCAAUAAGGCACAAACUGCACACAUGUGGGCCUAUUCUGAGUGUGUUUGCUGUUAGAGACCAGGGAGAGGACUCUGUCUGAAGCCAACAUGGCCCCUAAACACCCAGGGAACCAGGAAUAAAUCACUGGGACCGAGGGGAAGCAACAUAGAUAACAAAAGUGCCUGCAAGGAAGUUUAAAUGGCAACCAGGAGCAAAAAAUCAAUUUUAAAGGCACCACAGUCUAAAGGCCGCAAGGUUUAAAAGGUAACACAGUUUCCAAAAUGUAUCACAGUUUCCAAAAUGUAUCACAGUUUUCAAACAAACUGCAGUCGUCAAUGACAUGCAACUUUAAAUGAAAACAGUUUUAAAUGCAACACAGCUUAAAUGCUUCCUAGUAAAAGCACAACCGCGUUAUGUACCACAAUCUUAAAAAUAAGGUACAGAUGUAUAAUGCACUAGUUUAACCUCUUAAGGACACCUGACAUGUGUGACAUGUUAUGGUUCCCUUUUUAUUCCACAAGUUUGGUCCUUAAGGGGUUAAAGAUAUCAAAGCUUAAAUGCAUCACAGCAUAAAAGCACCACUGCAUAAUGUACUACAGUAAAACAGAAAAUAAAGUAAUGAAGAUAAAACAACAUACAUGUCCAUAAGUAAAGGGAGCAAAUUGCUCACGUCCUAAGGGCUGUAGGACAGGAAAAAGACUGAGGACCUUAGGGAUGGAGCCUCCUUUUAAAACCUUGGUGGUUUUCCUGUCCUAUCGGCUGUAGGGGAGGAGCUAACCCAUGUGUAUAUGCUGCCAUGAUUAGCCAGGAAAUAUAUAUAUAUAUAUAUAUAUAUAUAUAUAUAUAUAUUUACAUACAUAAUUAAUACAAUGUGAGGGUGGUGUGUGUGUGUGUUAGGGUGCUGUGUGUGUGAGGGCACUGUGUGUGUGUGCUGUUAGUGUGUGUGUAACGCUCACUUCUCGCGAGAGGAACCCGGCGGAGCUACUGGCUAGAGCUCCCCGGGUCCUCUCCUGCCUCCGUCUAUGCUGAUGUGGGCCGGUGAGGGAAUUCUUUCAUCUCCCUCACCGGCCCACUGAGGGAGGCAUAUAGUGCAUGCCGCGGGGAUUAGGGUGUGCCCAGGCACACCCGGCACACCCCAUGCGCAUGCCUAUGUGUGUCUGCAUGGGUCAGUGUGUGCCGGCAUGGGUUAGUGUGUGUCUGUAUGUGUGUGCAUGGGUCAAUGUGUGUCUGCAUGGGUUAGAGUGUGUCUGUAUGUGUGUGCAUGGGUCAGUGUGGGUCUGCAUGGGUUAGUGUGUGUCUAUAUCUUUGUGCAUGGGUCAGUGUGUGUCGGCAUGGGUCAGUGUGUGUCGGCAUGGAUCAGUGUGUGUCAGCAUGGGUGAGUGUGUGUCGGCAUGGGUCAAAAUGUGUCUGCAGUAUCGGUCAGCGUGUGUCUGCAUGUAUCAGUGUGUGUCAGUGUAUGUGUCUGCAUGGGCCAGUAUGUGUGUCUGCGUGAGACAGUGUGUAUGUGUGUGUCUGCAUGGGUCAGUGUGUGUGUGCGCGUCAGUUUGUAUUCAUCAGUGUGUGUGCCUCAGUCUGCUUGGGUCAGUGAGAAUGCAUCAGUCUGCAUGAGUGGGUGGAGCAAAUGGGGCAGCAAAAAGCCUUGCUCCAGCCCUGGAAGUGACCAGUUCUCUGAGAAUAUCAGCUAGAAUGCAGAUAAUACCGGCCAAUGCAAGGAAAGAUUAUAGGAUGCAUUUAGACUCAGUUAAUGGUAAAUAUAUAUUAUGGUGAACGUAGAGCAAAGAUGGCGUAGGCACUCACUAUAGUAUACAAUGGGUGGCAGUGGUAAAUCGAUAAGGAUUCCCAAAAACCUUGUGUAAAGACACAAUAUAUGUUACAACAAUCAGUUAUAAACCGCGCCUAAUGGUGAAACAGAUGUAAAACGGUGUGUUUUACUUUUUUUUACUUCUGAGAUUGACAUACUACACCAUCAAAGUUUCCCCUUGUGUUUUAUUGUUUAUAUAUUGGAACACUACGUACACCAUCUGGAGGAUCUUUAUACAUCCUGAGACGGGGCUUGUACCGUCCAAUCGAAAAAAAAGCAGAGCUCUAAGUAGCUCAGAAAAGUGUGAGUUAGUCCUCUUAAACAUUUAUAUAGGAUACGCACUUAAAGUGACAUAUUGCACUGUUAUAGGUUUUAUUUGUGGGGGUUUUCUUGAGCAUUUAUUCACUGAAUAUAUUAUGGUGUGAUCGAGUCAGUGUGACUGAUUGUAUGAGUGUGUGAGUGCGUGACUGAGUGAGACUGCCUGUGUGAGUGUGACUGAGUGUGAGUGUGUGAGUGCGUGACUGAGUGAGACUGACUGUGUGUGUGUGACUGAGUGUGAGUGUGUGAGUGCGUGACUGAGUGAGACUGACUGUGUGUGUGUGACUGAGUAUAUGAGUGUGUCUAAGUGUGACUGAGUAUGUGAGUGUGACUGAGUCUGUGAGUGUGACUGACUGACUGUGUUAAUGAAUGCGUGAGUGUGACUGAGUGAGUGUGUAGCUGUGACCUUUAUAUAAAAAUAUAUGUACAUUUCUCUUUUGAUAUUAAAUUACAUAAAUUAUAAUGGACUGACGGACACUGGGUGCGUCAUGUCACCCUCUCGAAGGACAAGCUCACCCCUAAAUUCACACAUUUCAUAGAAUUUUGUCCUGUAAUGUCCAAUACCUUCUUAGAUCAGUAACGAAGUGUCGCUAUAAGCUAAUUGUCACGGGGAUUUGUGUCCCUGUUACUGAAUAUGAUAUAAGAGACCAGGUACAGAAUGUUCUUAAAUACUGGCAAUGCUUUAUGUAACCAAACCCCACCCUUGGUUUUACGAGGCUGAAUGAUAAUCCCAGGAAGAUUCCAUCACGCAACGAUAAAUGUUUCACUAGAUCACCUGAUUAAACAUGGAAUUACUAAACUGCUUUGCAAAUUGUCAAUAAUGCAGGGAGCUCAGACAGCUCCAGUGACCGCCUUUAGAAAGAAUAUCACUUCCUCCUAAAUCACUGUUCAUGCCGAUAAGGCCAUGCAGUGCUUAUAGUACAACAGGAAAGAGUACAAACAACACUUCACGGCCUGCCACAGUAUCCAAGUUUGUAAAUAGAACGUUACUGGCUAUUGUGACAGGAGGGGGCAUAGCUGUGUUAGGGUAGUGCCAGUCAGACAAUGUCUGAAAAUCUCUGGCCUGGUGUAUAAUAAGCCCGUUUAAGGCUCCCUUUAGAGAUUCUUUUUUUCAGGGCACUAUAGAAAAAGCAAAGACGACAGGACUGUUGUUACAAAUCCAGGACUGUUGGGCAGGGUGUAGUUUUAAUAAAUGUUGCAUUUUGAAUUUUAAAAACACCUUAUUGCACUGUAUAUAUACUAGUGUCCUUAUAUCUAUGUAUAUAAUGUAAUGACUAUGGACAUUAUUGAAUAUUGGAUCGCCAAUGCAAUAAUAUUGCUGACUCUACCAAUACUAUACAUGCCCCCAGUACCUUGUCUGCCAGAGUGCCCACCAGCUUACCAUCUGCCCAUGCUUGUGUCUGUGAGUUCUAAACGUAACCAUGGCAAUGUUCUAUGGAGAUCCCGAUACAGUCUGUUCCCGACUGACUGAAAUUAAAACCACAACAAUUAUUAUUAACAGACACUGUAGCAAACAUAAAUAACUGUAACGGGACAUGUGUAAACCAUAAAACACUUUAACGGUGGACUGGCGUACUUUGUAUAUAUAGGUGAUACUCCCCUAGGAUUGUUUUAAUUUUAUUGUUUUAUUUUACUAUGCUGUCUUCUGUAUGUUGUAUUUUACUAUUUGUUUAAUAAAGAUAACAUUUAAAAAUAGGGUUUUUUAUGACAUAACACACAGGUAAAGCUCUCCAUAUAUUCAGAUUCAGAUACAAUACGUUUUGGUGUUUGGUGAAUAGAUCCCUAAAUGUAAAGUUCUAUGAGGCUUGUAUCUGCUUUAUGAGUGUUCCUUCAAAUUGCUGUUUUUUUUAGAUGGUUGGCCAGGCUGUAAACCCUUCACAAUAUCGAUACAAGUCAUCAUUAGAUUAUUCUCGACUUGCCGGUGAUGGGAAUCUAUGACUGACUAACGCAGGAGAAAAUAGGACAAUUGUGUGAUAUCUGAAGCUCUGCGGGAUAGAUGCUAUUUAAACAGAUCUUGAGGUUAUGUCACAGUUAAUAAUAUUUCCCUAUUCACUGCUUGGUUUGGAAUCUAUUUAAGGGCUAUUUUUGGACUCAGUAAUGUGAAGAUGUGGUACCACGCAAGGAGAAGAAUUUCGGCCUUUGCAUUUCCACUAUAAUCAAAAGGAAGAAAAUGUUGCAAUUUACUUGAAAGCCGGCUGUGUCCCACCAUGGAAGUGCAGGAAAUAGUUUCUUCAUGGGUAAAUUGAUGUAAUGUACCGUACCUCAAACAUGGACUUAAAAAGAUACUCGCAGACACAUUUACUAAUGGUCUAAAUUCUUUUAUACUAUCACACAGAACAAAGGACAGGCCUGGGGAAUGAUGCUCACAUGGUCUUAAACCUGCAAUGAAAGCAUUAUAGUAUCUGAAAAACAUGAUUUACAUUGCAGGGCUGACGGGGGACAGGCAGGAAUUUUUCCGGGGGGGGGGCGGGGGGGGGGAGCAUAAUUGUAAUGACAUCCAUGCUUGGUCCCUUUUUGACAGUGUCAUGAAGGGGAGGAGCAUAGUUAUCACAUAAAGCCAGGGUGAAUAGCAUUUUCACAACUAUGGUGUCAGGAAUAUAUGUUUGUAUUCCUGACACUAUAGUGUUCCUUUAAGCAAAUUAAAGGAACAUUCUGCUCACCAUAGCAACUUCAUCUAAAUGAAAAUGCUAUGAUGCCAGGAAGCCCCUUGGUGCUCUCUUUCCUUUAAGGGGUUAAACCACUCUCAAAUGGUUUAACCCCAAAGGCUUCCUCCAGCUCCAGGUCGCUCAGUGUUAUUCGGCUUCUGAAACAGAGUGUCAGGAAGUGCAGAUUGACGUCAGGCAUGGGUGCCGCUGAUUGGCUAGAGUGGUCAGUUGAUGCUCUAAGCCAAUCGCUAGUUCCCGGUUCAUAAAAAUGUUUUACUUUUUUAUGAAUGGGGAGCUACUGAUUGGCUUAGAGUGCCAGCUGACCGCUCUAGCCAAUCAGCGACACCCCUCCCCAGCAGCCCUCUGUGCUUCCUGACACUCAGUAAAUAAAUGUGAGCACAUUAACACUGAUAUUUUUUUACCUUGGGAGAUGAGAAGGUCCAAAGUUUCCCUGCCAGGCCCAGGUACCAAAGCCUUAUGAUGUGGUGUCCAGAAUAAAGUGGAGGGUUCACUUGUCCUUCCUGCUCCAAUCUCCUUUUCUUCUCCUUCGUUUGACACAGUCUUCUUUUUCUUCUGACACUGUCUUCUCUCCUCCUUGGCUCCUUCUGCUCCUUUACCUUUCUGCUACUUUCUGCUUAUUGUGCUCCUGUCUCUCUCUGAUCUUUCUGCUCCUUCUCCUACUUUACCUUUGUGCUCCUUGCUGUCACUUUCUGCUCCUUGCUACCCUUUUCUGCUCCUUCUCCUACUUUACCUUUCUGCUCCUUUACCUUUGUGCUCCUUCUGUCCGUUUAUGCUCUUUGCAGACCCUUCCUUCUCCUUGCAGACCCUUCCUGCUCAUUUCUGUUCCUUCGCCUACUUCACCUUUGUGCUCCUUCUGUCCCUUUCCGCUCCUUGCUGCUAUUUUCAGCUCCUUGCUGACCCUUUCAGCUCCUUCUACGUUACCUUUGUGCUGCUUUACCUUCCAGCUCUUUGCUGACCCUUCCUGCUCCUUGCUGACCCUUCCUUCUCCUUGUUGACCUUUCGUGCUCCUUGCAGAUCCUUCCUUCUCCUUGUUGACCCUUCCUGCUCCUUGCAGACCCUUCCUGCUCAUUUGUGUUCCUUUGUGCUCCUUCUCCUACUUUUAUCUGUUGUGCUCAUUGCUGUCCAUUUCAGAUCCUUGCUGCCCCUUUUUGCCCAUUUCUAUCCCUUCUCCUUUCUGCUCUUUCCUUCUCCAUUCUGCCCCUUCUCUUACUUUACCUCCCCCAUCCCUUACUUACCUGAUCUAUAGGCUGUCUUCCCCCAUCCCUCACUUACCUGAUCUAUGGGCUGUCCCCCCCUACCUGAUCUAUAGGCUGUCAUCCCCCAUCAGUCACUUACCUGAUCUAUAGGCUGUCUCCCCCCAUCCCUCACUUACCUGAUUUGUAGGCUAUCCCCAUCCCUCACUUACCUGAUCUGUAGGCUGUCUCCCCCAUCCCUCACUUACCUGAUCUGUAGGCUGUCUCCCCAUCCCUCACUUACCUGAUCUGUAGGCUGUCUCCCCCAUCCCUCACUUACCUGAUCUGUAGGCUGUCUCCCCCCAUCCCUCACUUACCUGAUCUGUAGGCUGUCUCCCCCAUCCCUCACUUACCUGAUCUGUAGGCUGUCUCCCCCAUCACUCACUUACCUGAUCUGUAGGCUGUCUCCCCCAUCACUCACUUACCUGAUCUGUAGGCUGUCUCCCCCAUCACUCACUUACCUGAUCUGUAGGCUGUCUCCCCAUCCCUCACUUACCUGAUCUGUAGGCUGUCUCCCCCAUCACUCACUUACCUGAUCUGUAGGCUAUCUCUGCCCCCCAUAUGCCUAAUUUCCCUGAUAUGUAGGCUAUCUCUGCCCCCAUCCCUCACUUCUCCUGAUCUGUAGGCUCUCUCUGCCCCCACGCCUCACUUCCUUGAUCUGUAUAUCUCUGCCCCACCCCAUGCCUCACUUCCUGAUCUGUAGACUGUCUCUGCCCCCCCCAAUCCCUCACUUACCUGAUCUGUAGACUGUCUCUGCCCCCCCAUGCCUCACUUCCCUGAUCUGUAGGCUGUCUCUGCUGGCUGCAUGUGUUGCUCCCCUGCAGAUUCAGUCAGAGAGAAGCAGGGAUAAGAUGUAGCUUCCUAUCCCUGUCUCUCUCCAUACACCUACUAGCCAGCACCGGUAUUGCACUGUAUUUUCAACCUCACACGAAAAUUAGCAGAACCAGCUGAAAAAUGCAGGGGGGGGGGGGCAAGUGGCCCCCCUUGCCCUCCUUUGUGGACGCCCAUGGGGUCAGGGACACUGCAAGCAGACCACGUCAAUGAGAGGAAGUGAUCUGGGUGACUAUAAUGUCCCUUUAAAGACAUAUAACUGUAAGUAUUAAUGUUAGACACUCCAACAAUAUGAAUCUCCUAGAAAAGAGUGACAGAGGGAUUUAGACCCAAAUACGACUGCACCUCCUAAAUAGGGAACAUUGGGAGGUAAACAGUACUGAAAAAUUAGUACAAUUGGUUCAAAACACAUCUCGCAAACCUGUUUAAAACUUCCAGAUUGCAUUAUUCAUAGCCAGCAGUUCAUCUCCUUCUUCUGAGCUUGAUAAACUUAGUACAAUUGAGUUGGGUAAUAAUAAGAUAUUUCUUUUCACCAGCUGAUAAUUUAGUUAACUAUGAAAACAAUACGUUUUGUAAAAGUGGUAUUUUUUUUUUAUUGUUAUUGCAACAUGAAUAUAUUAUUUAUUGAAAUAAUGUCCCAUUCUCUUUGCAUCAUAAACACCUGAAUAAAUGCAGAUUUUUUUUCCCUAAACAAUAUUAGAUUUAAACAGGACGUAUCACUAAUUAUGGAAAUAUGUGGCUGGGGUUAUUUUUUUUUUUUUUUUUAUUCAUCUCUUUGAAUUGGUUAUAGUGCCUGGAGUACCCUGGCACUGUCCCUCCAUUCAGUGUUGCACCAUGUUCGUGCAGUAUGCCACAAAAUAAGAGUCCCUGGCCACCCACAGUCCAGCCCUUUCUGUAUGUGUAGCUAAGGCAAAGAUUACACACUUCCUUGUUGUCAUACCCAUUCAUACCGUCAGUUGGAACUCUGACAGGCUAAAAGCAGUCAGCUGACACUCUCAGCCAAUCACAGCUGCCCAUGGCUGCUCAGGGUAAUACUUCCUUAUUAGCCAAAGCAGCACAGAGCAUUAAAACAUUAAAAGUUUAAAAACUGUUUAAUGCUGAAAGAAAUGAUGGUACCAGAGGACUCCAGACACUAUAACCAGUUUAAUGAGAUGAAGCAGAUACAGUGCCUACGGUGUCCCUUUAAAUAACCCUCGGUGGCAUGAGGGUUAAUUAUGUGGCAGCUGGCCAGUGCUUGCUAUCAAGCCAUCUCACUCAAAACGUUUUCAAAAGAAUAAUUAAAUAAAUAAAAAGGGAUGUAUUUCACCCCUCUAUGCCUCCACAUGCAAUGCGUCAGGUCGGGGCAUAUCUCCUAAAUGUCUAAACCUGGCAACUGAGCAGUCACUAUAUAGGCCCCAUCCCAUAGCACCCCUCCCCCACCCAUCAGGGGGAGAUAUAAACAAUAAUAAGGGGCUGGACAGAUCACUGUCUGCCCCCAUGUCUCCACCCAAAGCCAGCAGGUGGUAAAAUUUACAAAAAUAAACAAAGGGUAUAUCCUUAUGUCCCCAGCCCCCACCUAUAGUCAGCGGGUGGGGGCACUAAUUAUUAAGAGAGGAGAACCUAGUGUACAGUCCAGCCCCCACCCAUAAGCGUGAAGGGUAAAGGCUCUUGGUAAUAAAGCAAGGGGGGCUGGACAUGCUAUUUUGCGCCCCCUGAAUAUUGAUAUGUACACACCCCACUCCUCCACCCAGCUAGCCCCCCAGCCAUCUAGCCAUCCCCCAUUAAAAAUAAAUGAAAUAAAUAAAUACAUUUACAUACCUCCCCUCACCACAGUAAUAGUGAGAGGGAAGCAAAAAAUCAAAUAUCUGUGAAAAAAAUAAAUAUAUACUUACCUAUCUAAAGUCUUCGUUCUUUCGAAAGAAUAACAAAUCCAUAAAUCCCAAUUUUACUAAUGAAAAUAUUUUUUUUUAAAACUCCAAAAAUAUUCAAAAUGCGUUGCAAAAAACCCAAUGAAUCUCUCUUCACCCAAUGAGGUCACGUUAUCAAAGUGCUCUGACAGCCAAUCUCACGUGAAGUGGCUUGUACCUCUGCCAGUGGGUUAAUAUUAUUAGGUUAUUAUAUGACAGUUUAUGUUGACUCACUUGAAUAGUGAAAUUGCCUCUUCCAGCAGUUUUCACUGAGAUAAUAAAAAGCUUGUUUGUUAUAAUGUUUUAAUUAUUCUUAUCUUUAUUAUUGAUGGUUUACCGAGGCAUAUAAGAUGUUAAGUAUUCAUUAUAUGCCCCUGAAAUAGUUAGGUGAUACAUAUAAUGAUACACUGCUGCAAUAUUAGGAGUGGCUAAACAUUGUAUCUUUAUCUAUAGACACAUUAUUUAUCUGCCCCUGGAGCUCAGUUUGAGAAAGGUGACAAUUAUUAUUCUAUUUUUGGAGCGCUCACAUUCAGUGGGUUAAUAGUAUGUAAAAUUAUUAUCCGCUUCCAUGAAAGCAAAUGAACGAUAAUUGACAAACCUGCGUCCUCCUGGAUACAUUGACUCCCGAAUUUAAUGAAAACUGGUGCUUUAUGAAUCUAAAAAUACUUUGUACAGGAUUCUUACGCGAAAGUGGCAAUUUAAAUCCAGACACUGAAUACCUCUGGGUGAUUGCUGCACAUUCACUUGGGCUGACCGAAUUCUGAUUUCAUGGCUGUAGUAAAUAUGAGAAUUGUCAUUGUGGUCCGAAUAUGGUAAUUUUCACUGGAUUUUGUCCAUCCAGAUAUAAUCCUGUGUUCAGUGAAUAACCCAGUAAUAAAACCAUUUGAACAAACAAAUUGGGUUCAGCAUAGAGUUUUGUAGUGCAGGCCACAUAUUACGUAACUGACACUCACGUUUUACCCCACGAGAGCAGGUUUGGGGGGGCAGGAUGUUUGAAAUGUUGCUUUGUUUAAAUGAGGCUCCAUCCGCCUUAGAAUAUUUAGAAUUAUACGAUCAUAACCUACACUUUACACUUUGCAACUUGUCUGUUGAUGUUGAACAGCUCAAUAUAAAUCAUUUGCAAAUAAAAUCUAAAUUAUUGUCACUGGAAUCUUAUAUUUGAGACCUGCUCAGUCAGAACAUGACGGUGUGUAGUGUUGCAGUUGGUGAGAAGCUCCAUAACAGCUAUUAACCCCUUAAGGACACAUCACAUGUGUGGCAUGUCAUGGUUCCCUUUUAUUCCAGAAGUUUGGUCCUUAAGGGGUUAAGGGGUUAAUAUGUGGAUGAGUAUCAGAAUCAGCUGGUUUACUGAGGUCUUUUUCUACCUCUUAACGUCCUCUGUAACAAUCUCGUUCUCUGUAUCCGCAGCUAACCUGGCGUCUACGGACAUUAUGUUCUUAGUGUGCUGUGUGCCCUUUACUGCCACACUGUAUCCGAUGCCCAGCUGGGUGUUUGGCGACUUCAUGUGCAAAUUUGUGGCCUACUCUCAGCAGGUAAGUUACUAACUCUGUCCUUUAAUAAUACAGAACAGGAGAUCUUUAAUCAAAAUAAUUCCUGGUCAAACAGCAUGGGCGUGGGGAAGAGUGCCCUUUCAGUCAGAUUAAAUGGGCCGACACGUUAGCAAACACGUAAAGUCCUCUGGUUUUUAAUCAUUAUUAUUAAAGUGGACAGAUGAAACAAAGUGACAUUUGUAGCAAAUAUCAGGAUAUGCUAUUUUAUGACUAUAGGUUAUCGCCAUUAAAGCGACUCUGUCACCUUCUGGGGUCGUUCUAUAUUUGGCAAAGACCCCCAAUGGUGACUUGCUGGGUGGGUGGGUGGGUGGGGGAUUGGGAGAGCAGAGAAAGCUGUCCCUUUUUGGCUGCCGUCAUCGAGGGGACAUCAGCCAGGGCCCAGGUCAGUGCUGCACGCUAACGCAUGUGCAAGAGUACAAUGUCUGGGAAGGAUCCCACAAGACUGUAGGAGCCUCCAUAGACAAUGCUGGGAAAGUGAGAAAACGUGGCGUUGGCAGUCCGCCUCUUGUCAAGCUUUGGCAAGCGGAUGGAAAUUACAAGACACACAGUAUGCUUUGUCAUUUCUUUUAACUGAGAUGAAAUUUCAAUGAAAUUUCAAUACAGUCAAUGUGAGUAUUUCAUACAGAACUUGCCUAUAAAUUACUGCACUGGAGACUGAAUAGCAUUGAUGGAUAAAACAAUCUCCUGUUCACCAGGAGGUAAUCAAUGUUUCAAACUGUCUUAUUUUGACCCAAAUUACGACUUUUUAAACCAAACGAACAUUUAUUAAUAAAGGGUUAUUAACUAAAGUGAGAAUUCAAAGUAAGUUUCUAAUUUAAGUCCAAACUAGUUGACAUGGAAUAAGUCAACUAUGCCUCUACUGCUGCUGCUUUGACCUUAAAUUAGACAUCACUUUGAAUUCACUCUCAAUUCUGACCUCACUGAAUAACACUGUGAACUGCGUCUCAUACAUACAUACACACACACACUGGAUCCCCUACACACACACUGGAUCUCGUGUAUACACACUAUAUCCACCGUACACUCACUCAACUACCUACAUACACCCUGUAUAUAUAUGCACACACUACAUUCACUGUACACACACACACUGGAUCUCGUAUAUACACACACUAUAUCCACUGUACACACACACUCAACCCCCUACAUAGACCCUGGAUCCUGUAUAUAUGCAAACACUACAUUCAAUGUACACACACACUGGAUCCCCUACACACACUGGAUCCUGUAUAUACACACACACACUGGAUCCCUUACACACACACUGGAUCCUGUAUAUAUAUAUAUAUACACACACACACACACACACACACUGGAUCCCCUACACUCACACCUGAUCCCCUACACUCACACACUGGAUCCCCUACACACACUGGAUCCUGUAAAUACACACACACAUACCGGAUUCACUGGAUUCCCUACACACACACACACACACACACUGGAUCCUGUACACACACACUGGAUCCUGUACAUACAUACACACAUUGGAUUCCCGUUACAUUCACAAAUUACAGCUAUUGUACACAUACAUACUGGAUCCCCUACAUACACUGACAUUACAAAGGUGUGAGACGAUUGCAGGGUAUUCUGCUAGCGGCCCAGCAAACCCACACCUAUUAUUAGAAGGUCCAGCCAGGGACCCCUAGUUCUUUCAUUAUGUAAACCGGUUGCCCACUAGCAUUUCUAUAAGUUAUCUUUGGAACUCAGAAAAAAAAAAGAAAGAAAUGGGAUCUGUGUGAGAAUGGGUGUAAAAGGGAAUAUACAACACCUCCACACUGAUCCCAUACACCAGGAGGGCACUCCAGCAAUGCCCAAGGGCUUAACCCUAGAUACUAACAACAGAAACAAAAAAGCAAAAAUUCACAAACUGAAUACAAUGCUGGCUGGAGAUAAAGACAUAGGCACCAAAGCAUCCAGUGAAAUGGAACAAUGUAACCAGAGGGAGACCGCGAAAUAUCUGAAAUAACACAAAGUAUCAACACAGAAAUAAACUGACUCUGAAUAAUAAUAAAUACCGAACUAGCCUUAUAAGGAUACUCCCAUGGCUAAGUAAGUGAGGAGAUAAAAUUACUAAACACCUAAUUCUGCAAUAUACAUAUAGGCUUUAUUAAUCCUGGCCCUUUAACGCACAGUGUGUUAGUAAAUCUCCACUUAAUUCCUGAGCGCCGGUAAAAAUGCUAAAGGGAGAAAAGUUACUGUCUAGAGGAUCAGCAGCGCUAAUAAUCAAAGGUAGGACAGAUAAGGUAAAUUAAAGUAAAGAAAGCCUCUUACGGAACGCUGCUAAUCAAUAAGGCUGCCGAGGGAAUUUGAAGGGCUACCACUUGGCUAGUUUAUUAUUGUGGAUCCUUACGGCAUUUUUGUUGAGGGUAACCUAGUGAGGGAGUCUGGGUAGGAGAGGAUAUAUCCUUAUUUAAUAGCUGACAGUUCAAUACUGUGUUCCUGACAUGAUGUACUUAUAAUAACCUACAGUUUUACACUCCGCUCCUGACAGUAUUUUCUGAGUAUGAGAUGUAACUGUACUGACAGCCAGAUAUUAGUCGGAUAUUUUUUUGAUAUCCAUCUCACUGAUAGCCUAUCCGGACAUGCUCAAUUUAACUUCUACCAUACUGAUCAACAAUACAGGCUCAGAUAUAUGACGCCUUAGUAACAGCACGUAAUCCUUAUCUGAGGGAAUCUGAGGGGCUACCAGUAUAUUACUGGCUAUAUUUAUAGUGGGUCCUACUAGCAUUCUGCUGAGGGAGACCUACUGAGGGAGUCCGCUACUUUUAUUUUAGAUUUAUAAUAGCCGUUAGUCCGAUACCUCGUUUUUGACAGUAUGUAUCUAAUAGCUGUCAGUCUGAUACUUUGUUCCUCAUAGUAUAUACUGAGUAUUAGUCGUAACUCUAUUGACAGCCAGACCUUACCGCUAACAGCACCUAAUGGAUAUCAGUCCGUGUUUCACGGAUAGCCUGUCCGUAUACGCUAGAUUUAACCUCUACGAUACUGACAACGGUACAGGCUACAGUAUACGACGCCUUUGAUUUAGCACAUAUUGCUUAUCUGAGGCCAACCUAUUUUCCUUUUUUGCUUUGCUAUUCUGAUGUAUUCUGUUUACUUAGUAAGUUUAAGCCCAUUUGGGCAACUGUAAGAACAGAUUUAUACAGUCACCCCUUAUGGAGAUAAUUAAGACACUAUAGGAAAAGCUAUACUUUAAGCUUCCAAAGGUGUCACUGAGGAUUUUAGUGAUCCCUCUUUAAUAGUGCUAUUCUCCAUUGUUUGUCACUAUAAACGCUCCCCUCUUUUAAUUUUGACAUUUAGUAGACAUACCAUGCAUUUUUAUUCCAAGCAACAUAUUAAAGGUAUUCCACAGUAUUUCAGCAUUGAUAUGCAUAGGUAGAAUCUAAUGCAGUAUUUAUUUUCACUUACACUUUAUUCUUUGCACAGUUACUCUUAUUGGGACUUUAUUCAAUUUUAUUAUGUUUCAGCUCUAUUCAUAAGAAUAAUCUGGUUCCCUGUGGGAACAUUCAUUUUGCUGUUCUAUACAUAGGGUUAGGCCCUUCCAAUUGGAGGACAUACAUAAGGACCUUACCUUAUCUAUAAAUGUUCUAAGAAAGCCUCUCUCCCUGUUAAACUUACUAAAAAGGCAUAGAAGAAAAAAAUUGAAAGGAAAAACUGAAAUCAUAACACAAACGUGUAUCACAGAAUGCAGUGAAGUGCCCGUGUGUGCAAGUUAAAAUUGACCCAUAGAAAAGAGCCUGACGCGCGUUUCGGUGCAUCUUCGUCAGAGGCAGGGAGUUUGUUAUGAUUUAUGAUUUACAUUUUUUCUUCAAUGCCAAUCUAGUAAGUCUCACAAGGAGAGAGGCUUUCUUUAUUUUAUUUUACUUUAUCCGUCUGUCUGCUUUUGAUUAUUAGGGCUGCCAAUCUUUUAGACAGUGACUUUUCUCCAUUUGGCACUUUUUCUGGUGCUUAGUUACUAAGUGGAGAUUUACUAACACCAUAUGCAUUAAAGGGCCAGGAUUAAUAAAGCCUAUAUGUAUAUUGCAGAACUAGGUGUUUAGUAAUUUUAUCUCCUCACUUACUUAGACAUGGGAGUAACCUUAUAAGGCUAGUUCGGUAUUUAUUAUUAUUUGGAGUUAGUUUAUUUUUGCGUUGAUACUUUCUGUUACUUGAGAUAUUUAGUGGUCUCCCUCUGGUUACAUUGUUCCAUACCACUGGAUGCUUUGGUGCCUACGUCGUUAUCUCUAGUCAGCAUUGUAUUCAGUUUGUGAUUUUUUGCUUUUUUGUUUCUGUGUCUUUGGAACUCCCCUGGAUAUUCAUUGCCAAUUCCAUGUAUUUGGAAGGACUCUGUUUUGUGGCCAAAUUUAGACAAUUCUGAGAUGGACUGAGAAACUCAGAAUAGCAAAUUAGAUGAGUAUUCUCUGAAUAUCUGCCUCUGACAAAAUUUUUUGGUUUUUUUGUAAAUGUAUUUUUUUUAAAAGACUUUAAUAUCUGCAAGAUUCUUGUCAGCUUCUACAGCUAAAUUUGGGCCAUAAAAUCGGAUCAAACAAUAAAUACCCUACAGUAACCGUGUACCUUCUAUAUCUAGGUGACAGUGCAGGCCACGUGUAUCACCCUAACAGCGAUGAGCGCAGACCGCUGCUACGCCACGUUGUACCCCCUGAGGUCACUGCGGCAUCGCACCCCAAGGGUGGCCAUGAUUGUCAGUAUCUGUAUAUGGAUAGGUAUGUAUCUGUAUGUAUGGACAGGAAUGAGUAAAAUGGACACAUUCUGAGCCAUAAAACUUAAAAUAUAAAAAAUGAGCUGUAAUAAUACAAUGGCCUGUCAUAUACAAAGAGCUGUAGUGACACGUUAAGUUGUAAUAAUAAAAUGAGCUGUAAUGAUACCAUGAGCUGUAAUAAUACAGUGUGCUGUAAUGAUACAAUGAGCUGUCACAAUACAAUGAGCUGUAAUAAUACAAUACGCUGUAAUAAAACAAUGAGCUGUAAUGAUACAAAGAGCUGUAAUGAUGCAACGAGCUGUAACAAUACAAUGAGCUGUAAUGAUACAAUGAGCUGUAAUAAUACAGUGUGCCGUAAUGAUACAAUGAGCUGUGAUGAUACAAUAAGCUGUAACGAUACACUGAGCAGUAAUGAUACAAUGAGCUGUCACAAUACAAUGAGCUGCAAUUAUACAAUGAGCUGUAAUAAUACAAUGAGCUGUAAGGAUACAAUGAGCUGUAAUAAUACAUGAGUUUAGGUAUCCACCCAAAGAUUCUCUGUGCAAUCUCCAUGGCAGUUGGAAAUAUGGCAACUUUAAAUCAAAUGACCCAUUAUCAGUUCAACAGCACCAGGCCAUAGCACCAUAACCACAAUAAUUAUUACAAAUACAAACGUUGUAAUAAUGUAACAAGCUAUAAUAGUACAAUGAGAUGCCAUAAUACUAUAAACUGUAAUAGUACAAUAAGCAAAACUCUUCGAACUCCCGACAAUUCUCACUUUGAUGAAUAAUCCUGAUUUUGUGUUUUUGUCCCUCCCCCACAGGAUCCCUUCUCCUGUCCACACCUAUCAUACCGUACCAGAGGAUCCAAAAAGGCUAUUGGUAUGGGCCGCGCACUUACUGCAUAGAGCAGUUUCCCACCGAUACGCUGAAGAAAGCUUGUAUCCUCUAUCAGUUUCUGGCGGUCUAUCUUCUGCCGCUGCUGACAAUAUGCCUCUGUUAUUCACUCAUGUUGAAGAGAGUUGGGCAGCCGAUGGUAGAACCCAUGGACAACAAUUAUCAGGUACAAAAACUGUGCUUCUCAUCUUCCUUACAGGUUGGACAAUAUACAAUCAUUAUAAAAACGUUGGUUAUAUAAUAUUACUCAAGGACAAAUAAUGGUCCUUUCUUACAUAGAAUACGUUCCUAUCUAUAUCUUAUAUUAAACUGUAAACCCAUUUAAAGUGUUAGCAGAAGCACAAUUAAAGAAACAUUGAAGUGGUUAUAGUGCCUGGCGUCCCCUGGCACUGUCCCUUCAUUCAGUGUUAAACCGUUUCAGAGUAGUUUGACUCUAAAUAAGGGCCCUACUGGAGGCCCUACACUUCCUUCUAACCAUACCGAUUCAUACCAGCAAUGGGCGCUGUGAUAGGUUAAAAACAGUCAGCUGACACUACCAACCAAUCACAGCCACCCAUUGCUGCACAGGCUAAUACUUCCUCAUUAGUCCAAGCAGCACAGAGGGAAUGGACUGCUGGGGACUCUUACUUAGCAUUUAAAAAUUAAUAAUGGUUUCAUGCUGAAUGGAAGGAUGGUGCCAGUUUACUCAUCACACUAUAACCACUUCAGUGAUAUGAAGCAGGUACCGUUCUUACAGAGUCCAUUAAAUUUUUCCCCCAAUCAUAAUGCCCCAUGGACACUAAAUUGGCGGUAGAGGAGAGCAGUAUGAUAGAGCUUGAUUACUGAUUUUAUCACAUCUAUAGAUUGGAGGACAGCUGUGCUUAAAUUAUUAUUGUUUCUUCCUUGUGCCCGAUCUUAGUAUCUGGGUGCUGCCAUUUUGUUCUUCUCGGUCCGUGAUGUUUGCAGUUGACCUUCUGUGGGAUUGAUUUUACUGAUAGAUUGUGGGUAAUUUGAUUGGCAACCGAAACAGAGCCCUCCCUAGGCUCCGCCCAUUGUCACGUUUUGUCCUUUUCAUAAUAUAACUUUAUUUUUACUUUAUUUUUUAUGAAAAUUAGAGCGCUCAGGAAAAACUGUAAAUAGUGAUUCAGACACAGAGAGCUGUAUAGCAGAAGAUUAAAUAAAGUUUAUUUUUGCCGACAGAGCCGCUCUAAAGGCAGUUAUUUUUAUUUUUUAACUUUAGGAAAACAUUUAUUGUAGUCAAAGCACAAGCUCGUAGUAAAGAUUCUAUCACUGAUUACAGUGUAUCGGCAGGACUUGUGAAGGAGGAAAAAAAAUAAAAUAAAUAAAGUCACAAUUGUUCACGAUGAAAGUUAUCAAACCUUUAUCAGCUGAACUUGGACAGAAGGACGUUACAUGUUUGUACACAGCAUUAAUGGAGGCUAUUUAUAUUUUAUAAACAGAUCUUAUCAAUACCGUCUCACAGUCACUGCAAAAGUUGAGCAUUUAAGAGUUAAAGAAUAUCAAAUUAAGUGAUGUGUUUAGGCAUCACAAAAUCUCUGAUAGGGGUCUUAAAUAUAUUCUAUCCAUGUGUCAAAUGGGACAAAACAGACCAAAAUGAUAAAAAGUAUCAUAAAUUAAUACGUACAAUGUACUCUCAACCAGUGUGCAAUUCUUAUGUAGGGCAUUAGCACAAAAAACAGCGUGAUCCAUUUAAUUCAAAAUGUCGGGGGAGAGUGUGGGGAGCAACCAUGGUAACACAUCCACCCCACACCCACUUGCAAAAUCGUCUAGAAAAAGUAAAAGCACAAAUACUAUUCCUUUUGUUUUAGAUCAAUACACUCCUGCCAUCACACAUACAUUAUGGAUUAGUAGAAUUUGAACAGGUCAAACAAUAGCAACGUGACGGCAGAUAAGAACCAUUCGGCCCAUCUAGUCUGCCCAAUUUUCUAAAUACUUUCAUUAGUCCCUGGCCUUAUCUUAUAGUUAGGAUAGCCUUAUGUCUAUCCCACGCAUGCUUAAACUCCUUUACUGUAUUAACCUCUACCACUUCAGCUGGAAGGCUAUUCAAAACGUCACACGUGCAUCCCAAAACCUCCACUAGAAGAGCACAUUUAGCUGAUUUUUAUUGAUGUUAUGAUACUGACUGAGGGUACAAUAUAGUAAAAUUCUAUAAACUUUUUUACUUCAAACAUUAAGAUUGUUAUGGUCCGAAAGGAAGAAACCUUAGACUAGGUACACAAAUAGAGGCUGAAACUGAUUUCCUUCUACAAAGUCCAUAGCAGUAAAAUAUUGCCAUUUCAUUAGCCCAAAAGUAUUUAAAAACAUGUCACAUGAAGGAGGCAUUAGAGUCACUGCAUUAAACCGAUUCUUUGCAAAACAUUGUUGACCUCAUUAGUGUGGGGUAAACAAGGGGUAACAAGGGGACUAAACAAAAACACCUCGUGAAAACCUAAUACUAACGUACAUACAGGGGAGCUCAACAACAUCCCACAACUAGACACCUUAAUGAAUAUAUAAAAAAGGCAUGCGUCCUAGCAUGGACAUGGCUUUAUUCCAUACAGGUGAUUGGAAAAAAGAUCAUUAAACCCCAAAUGGCAAAAAAAGGUUCACAUUCUGUGAAAUAAAAGUUGAGGGUGAUUUAAUAGCAGCAUUUAGGUCCCAUUACGCUCCUUAACAUGGUAGCAUUAUAUUGCAAAUCUUUUAGCAUUUUUAUAUCUGCAUUUCAUAUAAAAUAUUUUAUUUUCGUUUUGUCUCCUACCCUAAUGUUUUCUGUACCAGGUUCAACUGCUGUCUGAACGAACAAUUGCUAUGAGAAGUAAAAUUUCCAAGAUGGUUAUUGUGAUCGUCCUUCUUUUUACAAUUUGUUGGGGUCCAAUUCAGAUCUUCAGCCUCUUUCAGGGUUUCUACCCAGGCUUUCAAGCUAACUACGCAACCUACAAGAUCAAAACCUGGGCUAACUGCAUGUCCUAUGCCAACUCCUCCAUUAAUCCUAUUGUCUAUGGUUUUAUGGGAGCCAGCUUCCGAAAGUCUUUCAAGAAAGCAUUUCCUUUCAUGUUUCGGAGUAAAAUUAGGGAUGGGAGUAUCACUUCUGGAACAGUGAACAAUGAAAUGAAAUUUGUAGCUAUGGAUGCACCCAAUAAUGGGCUGAACUAAGCUGAGUGACCUCUACUCUCACUUAAUUUUAGCAGAGAGUUUCUGUGGAAGAAAUGGAAAAAAGGUGUUCUAAGUCCAAUCAGAUGUUCAUAAUGUGUCUAUUACAAGAGGAAGAUUUUCAACAUGAAUAGGGAAUAAAUUAAAAAUACAAUGUUAGGCAGUUACACAUUUCAGAACAGCUCAAAGACUGUACACAUAAAACGUAAUAUUUCUAUACAUAUGUAGAAAAAGCAUCAUAAUCUAUUUUUUCAAAAGAUCUUUCUGUGGACCAUUCAGCUGCUUAGUGUGAGACAUCUAUGAAACCAUUUCAAUGAGGUUGUCUUAUGUUUGACCAUUACAAUAUGUGUUUCUCCAUGAUGUGCCUUGCCUCGGUUUGCAUCUUGUAAUGACGAGAAAGGGAAAAAAAAAGAGAAAAAGUACAAAUGAAUCUAACCGUAAUCCCAGAUGGCAUAUUGUGACCUGGAAACUGGUUCCUCGUGUUAGGAUACUCGAAUGUUGGGAGUCAGGUGGUCUUAGAAAACUCCAAGCAUGCUUGGGGAGAAGAGGGGUCUUGUUCUACUUAUAAACAGUGACCGGUGGACUCAGAAACAGAUUGCAGCCUUGGCCUAUACUGCCUUCAUUAAUUGACAUGGUGUAUGAGAAAUUAUUGUGUCCUGUAUAAAUAAUGUACACAUUGUAAAAUAAAUAAUUAUCAUUGUUCAAUGAAUAGUAACUGUAUUGUACAAUCGCUUUGCUGUAAAAAUCUAAUAUUGAAAACAUUAAACAAAACGCAUUUUUCUAGUUGUCUUUUAUCUCGGAAAUGUAUUUAUUUUUUUAUUAAAGGGACACUAUAGUCACCUAAAUAAAUUAAGCCCAAUCAAGCAGUUUUGGUGUAUAGGCCAUGCCCAUCCUGUCUCACUGCUCAAUUCUCUGCCAUUUAGGAGGUAAAUCCCUUUGUUUAUGAACCCUAGUCACACCUCCCUGCAUGUGACUUGCACAGCCUUCCAUAAACACUUCCUGUAAAGAGAGCUCUAAUGUUUCAACUUCCUUUGUUACACAGUCUGUUUAAUUUUGAAUUUCUUGUCUCCUACAGUUAAUAGCCUCUAGACCCUGCAGAGCCCUCCUGUACAUGAAUAAAGUACAAUUUAUAAAGCAGAGGAUAAAAACUUCUAAAGUAAGUUAACAUCUGCAUCUGACUGAAAAUGAAACAAUGUUUUCCAUGCAGGCUGUGUGGGUCACAGCCAGGGGAGGUGUGGCUAGGGCUGCAUAAACAGAAACAAAAGUUAACUCGUAAAUAGAAGAUACUUGAGCUGUAAGACUUCAGAGGCAUGAUCUAUACACUAAAACCAUUUUAUUAAACUAAAGUUGUUUCUGUGACAAUAGAGUCCCUUUCAGUUCAUGAUUUGGUGAUUAGCUUAGUGAAUAUUUAUAAUAGUUUUAUCUGGGCUAAUGGAUGUUAUUUAGAAAUGUUCUAUAUUUAAAAACACAGACAGUCGUUGACCCAAUAUUCAAAGUUUGUGAAACAAGACAUUCGGAUUGUAUUUUGUGCUGACUUUGAAGAUAAACGUUACAGUUAAUUUAGAAAAUAAUACCAAAAAGUGUCUACUACUGACAAACCGCCUGACUCUUGGUAAAAGACCUAAAAUGGUUGCAUCUAGCAACGUUUGUGUGAGUCAUGGUCCAAACGUCUGCUGGUGCUUCAGACAUCUGCUCCUCGUUGGGUAGGUAUUUUCUGCAGGCGAAUGCAAGCCAAGGACAGCAAAAACACUGCAAGGUAGAGGUUUACUGGAAAGAACUUCAUGGCGUUGAUAAUCCCUGCCGAAGAGGAAAGGCGGAACCCUGCUGAAAAAUGACUCAUAUGGAUGAGUCACAGAGCAAACCGUACCCUUUUCUUAUUAAAGGUUGGUAUUUGUCUCCACAAAACAAAUUAUACUAUGCGUGCUCCUACAGUAUGCCCUCAGGGAUAACUGGCUAAUGCUCAUCAAUCGUAAAAGGUCAUAACACAAAAUGAAAUUAUUAUCGAUUUUUAUGUUUUAGAAGCCUCCGUACACAAUCUGAAAUAAUUACUAACUUCUCACUUUGACGGGCAAUAUCAGAAACCACCUGAAUAAAGUCUUUUUUACGCAGGAAAUGGGCAGUAGAGACGGGCCAAUAACGUCUUUAGAAUAUUAAAUUUUGUAUCGAGAGCACAAUACGCACAUUGUUCAAGGUCAGAAGAGCAAAUUGCUUGUCCUGAUUCUCCGCAUGUAUGUCUACACCUUCACCUUUAUAAAUUGCUCCAAGCAGGUCAGGACAUAACACACAGAUUUAACAAGCAGAAUGACUCAAAGGUUAGCUUUAAACUUCAGCCCAAAGCAUCUUUUGAAACCCUUGAACUCAAAUGCACACUGUGUGUUCUGUUGAGAAAUGUUAUCCUCUGUAACAAGGUCUAACUAAGUAUCGGUAAAGACUAUAAUACGAGCCCUUUAUAGACUGAUUGGUGACCUUCUAAUACCUUUCAUAAACUGACUGCUACUUUGCAACCUCCAGUUAAAUAUCAAAAACUUUUUCCAUUUUGAACCCUAAUCAUUUUUAAUCCUGUCUGCAACAAAAUCGAGAAGAGGAACAUAUUGUCCUUGGAUUAAAACUGUUUAUUUUGAUAUGAUUUAAGUGAGUCAUAGGCAAUCGGCGCUCUUUUUAUUUUGUAAUUUUUUUUUUACUCCUUGUAGAAUGUUUGGAUUUAAGAAACUUCAAAGGAUAAUAGGAAGACAAUGAUACAUUUACUGCGAACACAAAAAAUGUGUUAUAUGAGGUUGUUUAUUUUAUUUUUGUUAUAUAGAGCCUUGUUUGCAUAAUUUUCUUAGUGUUAUCUUUGUCAUUUAAAAUGCUGUUGUUAUGCAAAUGUUUUUUUGUAGGUAUAUUGAGGAUAUAAUAUAUUUGCACAAUAUUUUUCCAAAACUGACGCUAAUGUAUAAAUGAAGCUUUAUUUAUGACCGUAGCAAUGUAAGGUAUGGUGUUUGGAUUGGAUGUGGCUGGAGCGAGGGGGAACGUUAGCGAGGUUUUUUGGAGAUGGUUUGUGGGGCGUUUUGGGAUAACCCUUUACAUUGCUUUGCUUUGCACCUUGCUGGGAGGUAAUGAGGUUAACUGGAGAGCUAGAGAAAUACAAUUUCAGAUAACUUUUUUCCGGUUCCAUUUGUUCCUUUUAGUAGCUAUUUAUUUAAAUAUAUUUCCAUUUGCCAUUGUUUCUAAGGGGAUUAUUUGUUAAACAGAUUGUGGCUUUAGGGUUGGAAGUACAGCUGGCUCUUUUGUCCUUAAUUCUGCGCUCAGUAAUCAUCAUUCGAAUCAAGGUUUAAUGAAUAAAGUAAUGUUUCUUCCAGCCCCUCUUUACACGUGAAGCAGUCAUUAAUAGACAUCAGAGAGAGAUGCAUGCUUGCUCGGUGCUAAUGACGGGACUGGGGCCCUCACGUGUACACCGUGACCUCCUCUCAAUCGAUCUCUUUUAUUGUUGAGUGAUGAUUUCCAUCAGGGCAAUUAGAGCAGAGUAACACAAUAUCCGAGUUAGUUGGGAAGAUGCUACCUUAAUUACAGGAACAUUGUUAAACCUGUUGGAUUCAGCAGCCUGGCUGUGUGCAUGUCCUAUGUUUAAAGAGAUGUCUAUGGAUUUAAUGCGCAGUCCCAUCCACUACAGCUUGAAAGUCUCUCAGAGUGCCUGCACUCUCUGGACCUCCGGCUCUCCCAAAAACUGAGUUUGGGUGGAUGACGAGCAAGAACGAUUGGCAUUGUGUCAUGUGACGUUUCAGAGCAAUUCCAAGUACAGGGGUGGGCAACCUUUGGCACUCCAGAUCUUGUGGACUACAUCUCCCCUGAUGCUUUGCCAGCACUCUAGCUGUAAGAGCUUUGUGAGAUGUAGUUCUGGAGUGCUGCAGGUUUCCUGCUCCUGUCCUAGUUCAUCAAUGACAGAAUUCCGUAGAUAAUACACCAAUAUAACACAACAAACACAGAAUAAUUUUCAUUCCUUUUUUUGAAACCAUUGUUUAAAGCUAUUUAGAAACACCUAUCUCAUAUACAAAAUAUGGGGCUUUAAUGUUGUUUUGAAUAUUGGGCUUUAAUAUUGUUUUUGUUCACUUUUUACAGAGUACCCCAAUAUUGGCGGUCCUAACCUACAUUUUAAAAUGUUAAUAUAUGUUGUUAAAGGAACACAAACAUGUAUUCCUAACGCUAUAGUCCUAGUCACCAUUUAGGUGACUAGUGCCCCGUUCCGUUUUGAAUAAAUGGUUAAUUAACCAUUUAUUUACUUACUUUAAUCCAGCGCCGGGCUCCCUCGGGACUGGUGACCUCUCCUCCUCCAUCGAUGUCAGCUUCCUAGUGGAGCAGAAUGCACAUUACUCAAUGCUUUCCUAUGGGAAUCUUUUUAUUACACUGGGCUCUGUGAGGAAGCUGUGAUCUCCCCUUUCUACUCCGUUGCGCACCGUUUGCAGAUGCCGUACAGCGUUAUUCCAUCUCCCAGCAGAGACGCGAGGGAGCAGAGCAGGGAGAUCAGAGCUCCCACACUGCCUCGGAUGCCAAUACAGCCGCAAGUUUCACAGCAGCCCCACUGGACUCCAAAUGACAGACCCAUGCCAGCUCCCCAGGUAGGGAGGCUGGGUGGGAUAUCUUUAAUUAUAAUAAUAUUAAUAAUUAGUGAGUGUGUGUGUAUGUGUGUAUGUAUGUGUGUGUGUGUGAGUUUGUGAGUGUGUGUGUGUCUAUGAGUGUAUGAGUGUGACUGUUAGUGUGUGUGUGUGUGUGUCUGUCAGUGUGUGUUUGUGAGUGUCUCUCAAAUCAGUGAGAGUCUGUUUGUCAUUGAGUCUGUGUGUGACAGUGUGUGUCUGUCAGUGUUUGUGUGUCUGUGAGUGUCUUUUAAUGUGUCUGUCAAUGAAUGAGUGUGUGUCAGAUCAGUGAAUCUGUGUCGGUCAGUGACGUCUGUGUUAUUGUCAUUGAUUGUGUGUGUGUGACUGUCAGUGUGUAUCUGCCAGUGUGUGUCUGUUGGGGAAUGUGUGUGUGUCAAAUCAGUGAGUCUGUGUCGGUCAGUGUCAAGCGGAACAGACUGAGGUACAGGAGCACUUCCUAUCAGUCCAGCCGGGUACAGGAAACUGAAGCUCCUGUACCGGGAUCUGCUUGCUCGGCCAUGCUACAAGAGAGGUAGAAGGCACACCAGGAAGGGGAUGGGACCACUUAAGGCGACGGGGGUACACCAAGGGACAGGGAGGGGAGAAAAAUACUAAGGGAAAGGAAAAGGAAUCGAGAGGGGAGAGGAAUACUAAGGGACAGGGAGGGGAGGGGACCACUAAGGGACAAGGAGGGUGAGAGGGGCUGGAUGUGAAAGAAACACACAACAGGGCUUGGGAAGGGGAACAAGAGAUACACAGAGGGGCUGGGGGGGGGAACAGAUAAGCUAGGGGUUAAAGAGACACACACAAAGGGGCUGGGAAGAGUAAAAGACACAAAGGGGCUGGGAGGAGUAAGACACACAAACUGUGGGAGGAUAUAAGAGUCAUACAAAGAGGGGAGAUAAGAGACACACAAGAUUGUAAGACACAAUGGGGAAAAAAUAGGAGAUAAGAUAUACUAAAGGGGGUAAGACAUUUAAAAGAGGGGAUAAGAACACAAAAGGGAGGUUAAGAGGCACACAGGUGAAGAUGUUAUUUUUUUGUGGGGUAGGGAAGAGUCAGAAAAAUGCAUCUUCACCUGUGUACCCACAAAUCCUUGCACCGGCCCUGCCAGGAAGGUCCAGAAAGCUCCAAGUUGUAGCAAUGGUAUUACAGUGCAAGUAAGUUGUAUUUAAUUGUUACUGUUCUAAAUCUUGCAGCCAUUCAUAGUGAUUAAUUCAUUAAGGAUGAAUUGUAGCAAAUUGAAAAUCAAAUUGCAAAAUAUAGUAAAAAAAAUAAAAGCUGAUUUCAAAAUAACAUUUCUUACUCCUCUAUAGUAAAUCUUUGGUUAUUUUAUCCUAUAUUGUACAUUUCAGUUUCAAUUCUCUCGAUUUUUGUUAGAUAAAUCCCAUAGUGGUCUAUUUAAGAUGCAGUACCACAAACAUCCACACGGUGGGCUCGUCGCCCUCAUUUCACAUUACCUGCAGUGUUUCAAGGUGAGGUCGCUGGGACUGACGGUCGUGGCCAGAAUUAUUUCAGUUGAAAUUUAAAAUGCAAAACAGGAAACAGAUUUUACACAUUUUCUAAACAAAAUAAAUUGAUGUUAACUGAAUUUCCUAUUGUGAGGAGCUCAAAUGUUGUAUUUUGGGAGCUGAGUGUCGUCCAACGCUGCUCCCUGGGAGAAUGAGUAUAAAUUCUGCAUUAACCUGCCUUUAUUAAUAUUUAUAACUUGUGUUCUCCACUCUCAAUAACAGGGGUUUAUUUAGUCCACAAAUACCCAUUUAACAAAUAACUCCUCUGUAUGACCCCCCCCCCCCCCACAGGUAAAAUGUAACCCUUCAAGCUACCCAUCAUGUGUUCCAUUAGUAAGUUACCACGAUUUAAUGAUUGAUUUAAUAUAAUUUAAUGUACGCUGUACAUAAAGGAGUUUUAGUAAAUUCAAUAUACACAGCGAGUCAGUUUAUUCAAUUUAAAAUGUAUCAUAUUUAUAGGACUUUCAUUAAAAAUUGGGGUGCUUCAAACCCAUAGUGUCCCUUUAAGAUAUUGUAAUAAAUAUGUAUUUGUUGAUUGGAGUAUUUGUUAUGUUUAUAUCUUCUUAUAUUAAUGGCUCCCUUUAAUAAACUUCUACAUCACGCAGAAAUACGAACACGCAAUCUGACUUUCAUUAUACAUUUAUUCUACUCACAAUGUAGCUCUUACAAACUCAUUAUUUGACAGAUCCUGUACACAUACUUUAUCUUUAUUAACAAUUUCAUGAGGAUUUUAAUUCUACCAGAACUUGACUUUUGGUUAUGAAAGCAUGAAUGAUAAAUGGUUUCAACUUGGUCAGUUAAACAUUAUUUUGGAUGCAAAAUGUAGACAAAAUGUAGACAAAUAGAAAGAUCAACCCGCUCAAGUUCCAUAAGGUUAUUAUAAGAAACAAAAUCUGGAUUUUGUCAUUUAUAUAAUAAGAAUUGUGUGUUACUAAUAGGAAUCCCUGACACCGACAUUAAAAAUAGUGUUUUUUCAAUACCAGAAAUUGGUAUCAGGGCAGAAAUUAUACAUAUAUCAUUGUUCCAGCCCAAUCACUUGUUAACCCACCUUGUAAUGCGUGUGCCAUCACCUUAAAAUCUGUAGAAUAUUCAAUUAGAAUACCUUCAAACAAGCUCUGACUACCUGUGAUAAAUCUGCCUUUAUAACCUUUAGUAACAUCCCCAGGACAUACUUGCAAACCACAGUAAUCUGAAUGUACCUUUCCUGGUUAAAUACUUUGUUAUUAUUAUGUACAUAACCUGGAUAAAUACUUUGUUAUUAUUAUGUACAUAACCUGGAUAAAUACUUUGUUAUUGUGUACCUAAACUGGUUAAAUACUUUGUUAUUAUUAUGUACCUUACCUGGAUAAAUACUUUGUUAUUAUGUACCUAAACUGGUUAAAUACUUUGUUAUUAUUAUGUACCUUACCUGGUUAAAUACUUUGUUAUUAUGUACCUAAACUGGUUAAAUACUUUGUUAUUAUUAUGUACCUUACCUGGUUAAAUACUUUCCUGGUCAAAUACUUUAUUAUUAUUUCUCAUUAAUGUCAAAGCAGGUGCCUGUAAGUGUUAAACGGAAGGUACAAUAACAGAGGCUGUUCAUCACCGUGUUUUUCAAUAUUUGAUUUAAAACUCUUUGAAUGUGCAAUCCUUUCUCCUAUAUUAAAGGACCACUAUAAGCACCCAGACCACUUCAGCUUAAUGAAGUGGUCUGGGUGCCAGGUCCAUAUAGGGUUAACCCUUUUUUCUAUAAACAUAGCAGUUUCAGAGAAACUGCUAUGUUUAUAAAUGGAUUAAUCCAGCCUCUAGUGGCUGUCUCAUUGAUUUUCACAGUGAGAAGACGCCAGCAUCCAUAGUUUGUGCAACGUUCACAUACGUCACCUGACCAAUUUAUCAUUUAAUCUCCAUUAAUGACAAUCAUGAUAUAUGCAUUUUGUAUUAUGUUGAAUUCCCACAAUCCCCUAUUAACAUCAUCCUCUAUAAAUGAAACUUUGUCCUAAAUAAAUAUUUAGGACUUUUUAAUAACAAUAUUUCCGGUGAAAUUAAUGCAUACAUUGAAUAGUUGUAGAUAACCGUUGCUUAUCCCAAAACAAACAUGGCCUUUUAAUACUUGUUCAUGGUCUCUUUUCUUUCUAACAUUUCCCAAGAAAUCAUCUAAUUCCUGAGUAAAUAUAAUUUUAUUCAUUUUGAAUAUAACCACUACAAGAACUGUUGCUAUGUUAGCAGGAUGCGGACAAAAAAUGUCUCUUCUACAAGAUUGUCUUUGAGAAUAUAUUUUCUUUCCCCGGCCAACUUUCUCCUGUAGGUCCACUAUAAAUGGAAAUAAAAUAAAAUAAACACAAUAUCAACAUAUUGUCACAUAUUAUGUGUUAGGUUUAUCCAAUUUACAGUGAUCUGCAUGAACCCAAAAACUAUUGUUCCUGUUUAUUCCGUGAACCAUCAAGAGGACGUUGCACUUGGACCAUUGUAUCUGUUAUUUUGUAAGGACCUUCACAGUUUGCUUGCCAAGGUCAUCUUUUCCUUUUUAUCAUGAUCAUACCCCCCUUUAAAAAAAUCAGGCGGUGCCAUUUUGUACAUCCGAGUAACUGCAUGUGGAAUGAUUUGCUCACAAAUGUUCCUGCAGCAUUUGCAACCAUUUCUUUUUAGCAAUCACAUCUUUCUGUGGGGUAGACCAAUAUGGUUCAUUAGGAGAAUUCAGCUGCAUUUUCUGCCCGUCAUCAAUUCAAAUGGAGCGUAUUGUGUAGCUGACGACAUAGUGCCUCUAAUACCCAGAGUGCUGCAGGAAGUGCCUGUACCCGUGUGUUGCCUUUCUCAAGUAACAUUGUUUGAAAGUCUGGAUUCCAAUGUUCCAUUCAUCCGUUACACAGUCCAAGCAGAUUGUGGAUGAUAUGGAACAUGGAAACUUGGAUCUAUGCCUAGAAUAGCACACAGUGUUUGCAUGACUUUCCCUGUGAAAUGGGUACCUCUGUCUGAUCCCCACCUUUAGAAAUUGGAUCCAUAAAGCUUCAGCUGUCCAUUGAGUGGAAUAACGUACACCCACUUUGAGAAUACGUCCACAACUACCAGCGCUUAAUUUAAUCCAUUGUUACCUGCUGGUAAUGGUCCAAUGAAAUCAAUAGACCAAGGGCCAUUUGCAGGGGCUAUACGUUAAAGGGACUAUAAGUGCCAGUAAUAUAAAGCUGUAUUCCUGGCACUCUCUCCCCCUGCCUUUCCCCUCACCAGUAAAUAAAAGACCCUUUAUUUACUUACCUGAUCCCAAUGCUGAUGUGCCUCUGCACUUGAUUACAGCUCCUCCUCAGAUGUCGCUCAAUGGGGCUCUUGCAUUAGACCUCACCAUAGGAGAUCAUUAAAUCAAUGCUUUUGUGUGGGGAAAUAGCGGACGCUGGAUGCGAGGACGUCCAGCGUCAGUUACUGGAUCAAACGUCUGUUAGCAGCCAGGACGUCCAGCGUCAGUUUCUGGAUCAAACGUCUGUUAACAGCCAGGACGUCCAGCGUCAGUUUCUGGAUCAAACGUCUGUUAACAGCCAGGACGUCCAGCGUCAGUUACUGGAUCAAACGUCUGUUAACAGCCAGGACGUCCAGCGUCAGUUACUGGAUCAAACGUCUGUUAGCAGCCAGGACGUCCAGCGUCAGUUACUGGAUCAAACGUCUGUUAGCAGCCAGGACGUCCAGCAUCAGUUACUGGAUCAAACGUCUGUUAGCAGCCAUUAAAGCACUACGGAAUAUAAAUGGCAAUAAUAUUAUAAUUAUAAUUAAGCGCCUCCAGCCACUGUGGGCAUGUCUUCCAUUUUAUUCUGAUAAAACUUCUGAGUGCCUCCAACAGUUUCUACUGUCCUAUAUGACCGAACGUUUUACGAUUAUAUUAUGAAUAAAAAAAAUUGGUUUAGAUAUUCUUGCGUGGCUGGACGCAGUACUCCAUUUUGGCCAUCUGAGUUACCAAAGGCAUCCAUUGAUGGGUUAUAUAGAGGAAUAUAAUUGGUUAUGGCCAUCAGCUUUUCAUUUAUAUUUUAUAGCCUUGUCUCAAAGUUCUUCCUUGUAAAUCAGACUGUGGUGGCAAUUCUGGGAUAUCAGCUGCUUCUGGUAUUAAAUUAGGAUCACUCCUAGUAAUUACACAGUUUCACUAUUUCCAGGUUUACAAAAAAAAAAUAAACAUUUUCUUCCAAGUCACACACUUGCCUGAAAUCUAUUACAUCUCCAGAUUUCUCUGGAGAAAAUCACGUUAAAGGUUAAUACAAAUUUGAAAACAUUUCUAAUCUUUGGUUUCUUUUUAUUUAUAUACAAUUUAUCAAUUAUUGCAUUUCCUGCUUUACGUUAAUUACACAAUUCACAAUCUGGAUAGCUGCUAUUAAAGGCAAACUGCCAUUUACUUUCCUGUGCAAUAUCAGUAAUGAAGUCCAUUAUUGCUCACCAGACCAGACGCUUUAAUAUACGUCACUCAUACAGCUGCGCUCAGUGGAUUUUGUCUUGUGCCGUUUCCCAAUCGCCGCCAUGUGCUUGCUUGUAGAAUUCACGUUGUAACUUGUGCUUUUUUUCUUAGUAACUCGGUUGCAGAAAAUAACCUUAAACAGACUUUCUGGUUGAAAAAAAUCUUUCUGACAAACACAUUUCUUUUCUAGAUUCAAACUUUAAUUCAAGCGCAUUGCAAAGGAGUCAUUUAAUCUCUCCUCUCUUUCUCUUUCGCCCCUUUUGAAGUGUGAAAAGAUCUGAAGCCUAGCUAGGAGCUCCAAAUAUAAUAAAUAUAUUGUAUGGACAAACCUAUUGGGACUCGCCUCUUAAUAAUUGAAUUCAGGUGUUUCAAUCAGACCCUUUGCCACAGGUGUAUGAAAUGAAGCGCCGAGCCAUGCAGUCUGCAUUUACAAACAUAGCCAAGAAUUGGGGGCUCACCCGGAACAUGCAUUUUGCAGGAAUGGUGCCGCCGUCGUGACCAAAAUUCGAACAUAAUACAGAAUAAGGAACAGCGCACACUGAAGACACAUUUUCACAUUUUAUAAAGCUAUUUAAAAUCACCUAUCACAGCGAACAAAUAUUGGGAUUCAUUUACGCUAUAUAUAAUUAAUAAUGAAUGCGAUAAACACAAUUUUAAAAAUGCUGUGUCAAAAACUAACUAGUAAAGUGGUAGGGCUAUGAUGUAUACACAAUGCCAUCGUAUAUCUGCUCUAUAAAAAUUAUAAUUAAAGUGACAUUAUUAUUCAAAACCUCCUCAAAUACAUACCGGUGGUCACCUCCUCGUGGCCCCUGAAGCUGGGGGGCUGGGUGGGGUGCUUAACCCCAAAGGGAAUCAGGUCUGGAUUCCAAGCUGUGAUAGUUGCAAAAGGGGGACAGACUACAUAGUGAUGUAUUUAGAAUGCAAUGUCAUAGAAGUCCCUGUUGGUGUCAUUGUUCCAAUACUUUGCCCUUAGUAUAUGUAUGGGCGAUUGGAGUAAGUCUUUUUAUGUAUAUAUCUUCUUAUAUUAAUGACGUAACAUUGUUAAGCUGUGCCAUCUGUUAACAUGUUUACGUAUGUAUUGCUGUUUGCAUUGUGAAUAAAAUAAAGGUUGGCUUUUUUUUUUUGUAAAAAUCAAAUUGCGUAUUAAUAUUUUUAGUAAUAAACCUGCCAUCUUGGUUAACCGUGAAAGCAUUAGUAUGUGUAAUUCCUCCAUGGCGGUUUUUAAUUUUGUUGCUUACUGGUUUUAGCUUAGUAAAGGAUUGCUCUGGCAUUAUAAGGAAUUUUAUAAAAAUGCAAACUUAUAAACUCCCACAACUCCAGGACGGCAGCAACGACCAUAGUACACAUCAGCCCUAAUACAUAAAAUAAAAACCAAAGAAAAGAGUUACUUGCGGACUAUCCCUCAUCCCCUCCGCACAUUUCAAUAAGUGGAGGGAUUUUAGUAUCACUCCAAUGGCUAUUAGAUUGUAAGCUCCUCUGCCACUUCAAGGCAAACCUCUUAGGAGAGUCCUACACUAACAAUUCACCUUACUUCUUUCAACUUCAGGUAAAAAAUCGUUUAAUGAGACAGAAUGCCUCUACAUACUUAUUAACCCUCGAUAUGGAACAUGUGAGGUUCCUAUUAAGAAGGCCAGGCUGACAAACCUUUUCUUUGGGCAACCUGCCAACUAUCCAAGUGGGCUGGCCCAUUUUGGACUUUACCAGUGGUGCAAGUGAUGUUAGUGGCAUGUCCCCAUGGGCCUGUCCUCCCCAGUCCUUCUUUAUCACCCAUGAGGAUGACCGUUACAGUGUUAAUAAAUGCUGGCACAUCAUGCACCCACUUGGGGCAAUUAAUCAGAUGGGAAUGAUGAAAAAAUCGUGACAGAGAAUUUUCUAGUUUGAUUAUUUUGGACUGAUUUUGCAGUUGUCUUGUUAUUUCUUGACAAUACUCAAGUUUAGUGAAUAAACCCCAAAUUGGCUUAAAGUACCUCUGCACCAGUAUCCCCACUUUGCAUGAAGCCUGGCCAGGUACCUGACUACAGGUAGGAGUAGGUAAGUGGGACGUGCAACCUACCAGAUACCUGACUACAGGUAGGAGCAGGUAAGUGGGAUGUGCGACCUACCAGGUACCUGACUACAGGUAGGAGCAGGUAAGUGGGAUGUGCGACCUACCAGGUACCUGACUACAGGUAGGAGCAGGUAAGUGUGACCUAUCAGGUACCUGACUACAGGUAGGAGCAGGUAAGUGGGAUGUGCGACCUACCAGGUACCUGACUACAGGUAGGAGCAGGUAAGUGGGAUGUGUGACCUACCAGGUACCUGACUACAGGUACAUGGGACGUGUGACCUACCAGGUACUUGACUACAGGUAGGAGCAGGUAAGUGGCAUGUGUGACCUACCAGGUACCUGACUACAUGUAGGAGCGGGUAAGUGGGACAUGUGACCUACCAGGUACCUGACUACAGGUAGGAACAGGUAAGUGGGACGUGUGACCUACCAGAUACCUGACUACAAGUAGAAGCAGGUAAGUGGGACGUGUGACCUACCAGGUACCUGACUACAGGUACUUGGGACGUGUGACCUACCAGGUACUUGACUACAGGUAGGAGCAGGUAAGUGGCAUGUGUGACCUACCAGGUACCUGACUACAUGUAGGAGCGGGUAAGUGUGACCUAUCAGGUACCUGACUACAGGUAGGAGCAGGUAAGUGGGACGUGUGACAUACCCUGCACUGUUUUUUCAAUCUCCAUUUGACCUACAUUUUAAAUAGUUUCCCACUGCCCCCCCAUCCAUUCGUUUCCUUCUCGUCCUUUUACAAAUCCGCUCUCACCACAAACUUUAUUUCCUAGCUAAACAGACCUGUUUCAAAUAUUUUUUCCGUUGCUAUGGUUAUGAUCCUAUUUUGGGCGUGGAUGCUGUCAUGUCCUGGUAGGGUGUGUCGUGGCCAGAGACCGCAGGGAGGAGCGUCAAAACACUCGCUGCCGGGAUCUGUCCAUUAAUAGUGCACGUGAGACAGCUGUCUGUGCUUGUCUGUCAUUCAAUAUUGGGCCCCAACGCCUCUCUCCCUGUCACAUGUUAAUCCUAGCAGAUCCCACUUUAACAGGCGGCUCAGAACAGUCUGUGUGUAAAGCCUGUCACUCACAAUGAUAUCCAUCUCUUCACUUUACUAAACUUUGAACUAUGGCGAAUUGACAAAAGAACGAGAAAUUACAGGCAAAAACAGUCAUGUUAAAAACACAAGAAAUUAUUAGCUGCAUUCCUUCUUAUUUGGCCUAAGAAAUACACAAUUACCCUUUUAUUUACUUAACCCCCUGGCAUUUGCAAUGUCUUUACUUUGAAUGUAGUUCUGGUAGCAUAUGAGAACCUGCCCUGCCAACUGGGCAACCUGGGGGCUACGCAAGGGUCUUGGCAUGUAGUAUAAUGGGACCAGAGCCGGUCUAUGGUUACUUGCCAGGCAUAUUGGGACUGAAAUAAUGAGAGAAGGGGUACUCACCAGAGUUAUUAUUACUAUGGUGGAGUGGUAAGGAAGGGGGUCUGCCCAGAGUAUUUUUUACUGUGCUGGGGUGGUAAGGAAGGUAUAUUUUGGAUUGGGGGCCCCUGAAAAAAGGAAGGGGGGCUGCCCAGAGUAUUUUAUAGCUUAUAGCUGCAGUUAUAACACACUGUGUGCUGGGAGACAGGGAACCUCCUUAAACCAUAACCUUAUAGCUGCAGUUAUAAUACACUGUGUGCGGGGAGACAGGGGACCUCCUUACACCAUAACCUUAUAGUUGCAGUUAUAAUACACUGUGUAUGGAGACAGGGGACCUCCUUACACCAUAACCUUAUAGCUGCAGUUAUAAUACACUGUGUGUGGGGAGACAGGGGACCUCCUUACACCAUAAUCUUAUAGCUGCAGUUAUAAUUCACUGCGUGCGGGGAGACAGGGGACCUCCUUACACCAUAACCUUAUAACUGCAGUUAUAAUACACUGUGUGCUGGGAGACAGGGGACCUCCUUACACCAUAACCUUAUAGCUGCAGUUAUAAUACACUGUGUGCGGGGAGACAGGGGACCUCCUUACACCAUAAACUUAUAGCUGCAGUUAUAAUACACUGUGUGCGGGGAGACAGGGGACCUCCUUACACCAUAACCUUAUAGCUGCAGUUAUAAUACACUGUGUGCGGGGAGACAGGAGACCUCCUUACACCAUAACCUUAUAGCUGCAGUUAUAAUACACUGUGUGCGGGGAGACAAGGGACCUCCUUACACCAUAACCUUAUAGCUGCAGUUAUACUACACUGUGUGCGGCGAGACAGGGGACCUCAUUACACCAUAACCUUAUAGCUACAAUUAUAAUACACUGUGUGCUGGGAGACAGGGGGCAUCCUUACACCAUAACCUUAUAGCUACAAUUAUAAUACACUGUGUGCGGGGAGACAGGGGGCAUCCUUACACCAUAACCUUAUAGCUGCAGUUAUAAUACACUGUGUGCGGGGAGACCUUAUAGCUACAAUUAUAAUACACUGUGUGCGGGGAGACAGGGGACCUCCUUACACCAUAACCUUAUAGCUGCAGUUACAAUACACUGUGUGCGGGGAGACAGGGGACCUCCUUACACCAUAACCUUAUAGCUGCAGUUAUAAUACACUGUGUGCGGGGAGACAGGGGACCUCCUUACACCAUAACCUUAUAGCUGCAGUUACAAUACACUGUGUGCGGGGAGACAGGAGACCUCCUUACACCAUAACCUUAUAGCUGCAGGUACAAUACACUGUGUGCGUGGAGACAGGGGACCUCCUUACACCAUAACCUUAUAGCUGCAGUUAUAAUACACUGUGUGCGGGGAGACAGGGGACCUCCUUACACCAUAACCUGAUAGCUGCAGUUAUAAUACACUGUGUGCUGGGAGACAGGGGACCUCCUUACACCAUAACCUUAUAGCUGCAGUUAUAAUACACUGUGUGCGGGGAGACAGGGGACCUCCUUACACCAUAACCUUAUAGCUGCAGUUAUAAUACACUGUGUGGGAGACAGGGGACCUCCUUACACCAUAACCUUAUAGCUGCAGUUAUAAUACACUGUGUGCGGGGAGACAGGAGACCUCCUUACACCAUAACCUUAUAGCUGCAGUUAUAAUACACUGUGUGCGGGGAGACAGGGGACCUCCUUACACCAUAACCUUAUAGCUGCAGUUAUAAUACACUGUGUGCGGGGAGACAGGGGACCUCCUUACACCAUAACCUUAUAGCUGCAGUUAUAAUACACUGUGUGCGGGGAGACAGGGGACCUCCUUACACCAUAACCUUAUAGCUGCAGUUAUAAUACACUGUGUGCGGGGAGACAGGGGACCUCAUUACACCAUAACCUUAUAGCUGCAGUUAUAAUACACUGUGUGCUGGGAGACAGGGGACCUCCUUACACCAUAACCUUAUAGCUGCAGUUAUAAUACACUGUGUGCGGGGAGACAGGGGACCUCCUUACACCAUAACCUUAUAGCUGCAGUUAUAAUACACUGUGUGCGGGGAGACAGGGGACCUCCUUACACCAUAACCUUAUAGCUGCAGUUAUAAUACACUGUGUGGGGAGACAGGGGACCUCCUUACACCAUAACCUUAUAGCUGCAGUUACAAUACACUGUGUCCGGGGAGACAGGGGACUUCCUUACACCAUAACCUUAUAGCUGCAGUUAUAAUACACUGUGUGCGGGGAGACAGGGGAUCUCCUUACACCAUAUCCUUAUAGCUGCAGUUAUAAUACACUGUGUGCGGGGAGACAGGGGACCUCCUUACACCAUAACCUUAUAGCUGCAGAUAUAAUACACUUGUGAGGGGAGACAGGGGACCUCCUUACACCAUAACCUUAUAGCUGCAGUUAUAAUACACUGUGUGAGGGGAGACAGGGGACCUCCUUACACCAUAACCUUAUAGCCUGUCUCCCUGCACACAGUGUAUUAGAACUGCAGGUAUAAGGUUAUGGUGUAAGGCGGUCCCCUGUAUAAUACACUGUGUGUGGGGAGAACGGGGACCUCCUUACACCAUAACCUUAUAGCUGCAGUUGUAAUACACUGUGUGCGGGGAGACAGGGGACCUUCUUACACCAUAACCUUAUAGCUGCAGUUGUAAUACACUGUGUGCGGGGAGACAGGGAACCUCCUUACACCAUAACCUUAUAGCUGCAGUUAUAAUACACUGUGUGCAGGGAGCAGGGGGACCUCCUUACACCAUAACCUUAUAGCUGCAGUUAUAAUACACUGUGUGCGGGGAGACAGGGGACCUCCUUUCACCAUAACCUUAUAGCUGCAGUUAUAAUACACUGUGUGCUGGGAGACAGGGGACCUCCUUUCACUAUAACCUUAUAGCUGCAGUUAUAAUACACUGUGUGCGGGGAGACAGGGGACCUCCUUACACCAUAACCUUAUAGCUGCAGUUAUAAUACACUGUGUGCGGGGAGACAGGGGACCUCCUUACACCAUAACCUUAUAGCUGCAGUUAUAAUACACUGUGUGCGGGGAGACAGGGGACAUCCUUACACCAUAACCUUAUAGCUGCAAUUAUAAUACACAGUGUGCGGGGAGACAGGGGACCUCCUUACACCAUAACUUAUAGCUGCAGUUAUAAUACACUGUGUGCGGGGAGACAGGGGACCUCCUUACACCAUAACCUUAUAGCUGCUGCAGUUAUAAUGCACUGUGUGCGGGGAGACACGGGACCUCCUUACACCAUAACCUUACAGCUGCAGUUAUAAUACACUGUGUGCAGGGAGACAGGGGACCUCCUUACACCAUAACCUUAUUGCUGCAGUUAUAAUACACUGUGUGCGGGGAGACAGGGGACCUCCUUACACCAUAACCUUAUAACUGCAGUUAUAAUACACUGUGUGCGGGGAGACAGGGGACCUCCUUACACCAUAACCUUAUAACUGCAGUUAUAAUACACUGUGUGCGGGGAGACAGGAGACCUCCUUACACCAUAACCUUAUAGCUGCAGUUAUAAUACCCUGUGUGCUGGGAGACAGGGGACCUCCUUACACCAUAACCUUAUAGCUACAGUUAUAAUACACUGUGUGCGGGGAGACAGAGGACCUCCUUACACCAUAACCUUAUAGCUGCAGUUAUAAUACACUGUGUGCGGGGAGACAGGGGACCUCCUUACACCAUAACCUUAUUGCUGCAGUUAUAAUACACUGUGUGCGGGGAGACAGGGGACCUCCUUACACCAUAACCUUAUAACUGCAGUUAUAAUACACUGUGUGCGGGGAGACAGGAGACCUCCUUACACCAUAACCUUAUAGCUGCAGUUAUAAUACACUGUGUGCGGGGAGACAGGAGACCUCCUUACACCAUAACCUUAUAGCUGCAGUUAUAAUACACUGUGUGCGGGGAGACAGGGGACCUCCUUACACCAUAACCUUAUAGCUGCAGUUAUAAUACACUGUGUGGGUAGACAGGGGACUUCCUUACACCAUAACCUUAUAGCUGCAGUUAUAAUACAUGGUGUGCGGGGAGACUGGGGUCCUCCUUACACCAUAACCUUAUAGCUGCAGUUAUAAUACACUGUGUGUGUGGGAGACAGGGGACCUCCUUACACCAUAACCUUAUAGCUGCAGUUAUAAUACACUGUGUGCGGGGAGACAGGAGACCUCCUUACACCAUAACCUUAUAGCUGCAGUUAUAAUACACUGUGUGCGGGGAGACAGGGGACCUCCUUACACCAUAACCUUAUAGCUGCAGUUAUAAUACACUGUGUGCGGGGAGACAGGGGACCUCCUUACACCAUAACCUUAUAGCUGCAGUUAUAAUACACUGUGUGCGGGGAGACAGGAGACCUCCUUACACCAUAACCUUAUAGCUGCAGUUAUAACACAGAUUGUUAUGUUCUGGUGUUAUCCAUUUAAUGGCAUAAAAUGCAUGUUUUUGUUUAAAAUACAGAUUGUAGAUAAGAUGUGCUAGGAAGAGUUCAUUCUCUGUAGUCAGAGAACAUUUUGACCUCCAGUAAUACUUAUUGCACUUUUUUAGCGCAGGUUUCUUUCUGAUAACUCUCUCUAGUUAAGAUACAAUGAUAUAAAGGAAUGUCCUGGUGUGAACUCCAGGAGAUUCUCUCUGGCAAGUCUCCAGCUGCAGCUAUAAAACAUUUCAUCAUAUCAGUGUUUAGUGUCUGACACAGUUUUUGUGGCUUAUUUACUAAACAGGGAUUCGUGGUGAGUUGGUAAAAAUCAGCGCGGAGCCUUGGCUGCAUUGGAGAUUUCCAACUGGCUCUUCUUGUCGUCAGGUUUCCGAUGACUGGUCAGUAACGUCCUCUGUCUGUCAGUUCCCUGGUACAGAAAGGGUUACAGUGGAGAUUAUUUACCAAAGAUUAUUAACCCUGGAGAAGGUUAGGGCACCAUGCAUCAGCACUAUAAGUUUCAUUUUGCCCUUCACCUAAUUCAUAAACCACGGGGAGCAUAAAUCUAUGUGGGUUUUGUCUUUACAUUACAUUGCCUCUUCCAUCUGCUGCUGAGAAACUAUUAUGAUAAUAAAAUAUAGAGAAAAUAAGUACUUAUUUGUAACUGCCCCAUUGAAUAAAAUAUUAAACAUUUCCUGGAAUUUUUGUUAACUUUCUAUUUCAAUGAGAUGGUCUGUUUUCCUUAAAAUGUAUAUAAAACCAUUAGCCAAUAGCAUCGCAAUCCAGUUCUGUUGAGGCACAGCCAUGGCACACAUUGCAAAUGAGGAAGAGGGAGAUCCUAAGGUGUCCUCGGUUUGUCCUUUGUCUGAGGUACAAUAAAGUUGUUGCCCCGCAUCUUCCCCUGUUGAGUGUGGAGCUAUGAAGCGCUAAGCACAUGUAUUGUGUUCCUCUGGUAUUGUGUGCACUUCCACAGUUACCGAUGGCAGCAGGGUUUGGGCCCAGAAGGCAUAAUGGAAACCCAUGGUGCAGACUAUGCUUCGACGGAGAUGAGAAGAACUAUGAGUUCUUAGGACAUCUGCGAUUGAUGAAUCUCAAGAAAACCAUCCUGAGUGAAUGAGAUAAUACCGAUGAUCAGAAUAGAUAAACGUAGGAAUGAGGAGGCUUAUACUGAGCUAAUUCAAUUUUUAGAUGAUAAAAGUCUGUCUUUAAUAAUGAGGGAGACAGCUGAUUCAUAAAAGGAAAGCACUUUGAAUACUAACAGAUUAUUAUGCAGGCAACUAAAAAGCCCAGAAUGGUCAGUUUAUUUACUAAGUUAAAGAGACAUUCCAGACCCUAAAAGCAAAAGUGUGUCCUCUUUUUUUACUUUUACAAAAUAUUUCAAUAGAAAUUGACACUUUUAUAAAUUAUACUGGUUACACCCCCCUGGCUGUCAAUCAGACGACAGGUCCUGUUACUUCCUGGUUUGGUUAAUCUUUUUGCACUGUACUGAAGAGCAGAAAUUGCCCAGAGCACGUGGCUUGCAAAAUCUUCUCAUUGAGUUGCAUGGGAAGUCUGGGAUUGGACAGCCACAGAAAGUCUGGGCAGGGUUUGAAGGGGAGAACUUGUUAAGGCUGCAGACAAGAGAUCUGCAGCUUUUGCAAACUGUUUAAAAUAUAUUCACAAAUAAAACAUGCUUAAUUUGAUGCAUAUGCAUAUUUUCAGUUGGGGUAUUAGUGCCUUCUAAACAGCAUUCCAGGCCCCCAGGCAAAGCAGUGCACUGGGGCCCUGAUUACACAACCAUUCACAGAAUUAAGCUGAUAUGUAUUGGUACCUCCAACAAAAUCAAUGUUUAAACAUUAGAAAAGCAUGCCGUACAGCAGAGAUUAAAUGUUUAGUAGGUAGCAGGGGGAGGCAACAGACAUGGAUUGUUAAAAAUAUUAGGACAACGUUAUUAUAGCUUUAUGGCUUCAGCAUAUAAUGUGAGCUGAUUUUGCCUUGCUUAUGUACAAUUAGUACGUGUACGUUGUUGCCAUAGAUACAAUUGUGACUGACUAUCUUAUAGGUGCAUACAAAAACAUUAUUUGUGGAAAAAAACGUACACUAUUUAGUUGUGGUGCAGCUAGAGUCUAAAAUGUUCAAGGUUUACAAAUUAUGCAACAAUAUAGCUCUGCACACAAGUAACCUUUCAAGUCUAUUUUAAAAACAUCUAUCUCAUAUUCUAAAUAUGGGGUCCUAACCUACAUUUGACAAUUUGGAAGGGGUUUUACCGAAGGUCUGGAGGCUUCAGCGGUGUUCGCCUGUUUGAGUGUCCGUUUUCAGUUCCAGACAUUCAAUGGCAAACACCGCUGUUCGGGAGCUAAAAUGGCCGCGAACACGAGGAAGUCCCGAAAUGGCGGCAUACACAGUUAAAAAAAAGGCAUUUCUUCACAGACUAAAUCCCCAUUUGUUGUAUAUGAGAUAGAUCAGCGGUUGCCAAACUGGGGUGCCGCGGAAUGUAUGGUUAUAGCACAGGGGAUACAUUACUGCUGAACAUGGGCCCGGUUGGGUGCCGCGGUCUGUGAAGAAAUGCCUUUUUUUUAACUGUGUAUGCCGCCAUUUCGGGACUUCCUCGUGUUCGCGGCCAUUUUAGCUCCCGAACAGCGGUGUUUGCCAUUGAAUGUCUGGAACUGAAAACGGACACUCAAACAGGCGAACACCGCUGAAGCCUCCAGACCUUCAGUAAAACCCCUUCCAAACUACCGAACGACCGGGCGUUCGGUAGAAAGACUUACCAACAGAUGGGGAAUUCAGCGAACCAAGGGAGGUUUUUCAUGCGAUCUAAGACCGACUGCAGGGCCAGAAUUCAUGGAACUGUUUUCGGCUACUUUGCCCGUGCAGUCGGUCAAAACUUCUAAGUCCUAUAUCUCCCGAACGGCUGAAUCGAAUGGCCUGAGAUUUUAAUAUGUUGGUCCUUGGGGUACAUCCAAACUUUGGGGAAUUUCUGGUACGUUUGUAAUGUCGGCCGGCUGGGAGGAAGUGUGUCAAGGUUAAUACCCCCCAACACGCAAACCAGAGAACAAUAAAGGCGAACACAGAUAGACGUAUUACCGGACCUUAAAGUGGCCGGACUUAACUUAGGAAUGAGAGAUAAGAAUAGUCAAACACGCCAAGGUCAGGAAUACAGAGAUACGGGAAAACGAAAUAGACAGAGCCAAGGUCAGGGAGCCAGAAAUAAGAAUAACCAAUAAACAAGCCGAAGUCAGGAACCAGAGAAAAGACAACUACUCAGAACGCACUCUCGGGCUAUAAUAAACCACGACAGGGCAAGGAAGUGAUGUAAGAAGGAGGUUAAUAUAGGGCAAGGUGAAUACUGAUAGGCAGGGACAGAAUUGAAGGAGGUAUAAAUAGAUAGUGGCAAUAGGCCACUAUCUUUUUAAAUUUGGAGUCCACGUCAUCCCUGCCGGUUACCUUGUGCGCGCGCGCACGUCCCCGGGCGCUCUCCCAGAUGCGCGAGCGCCCCCGGAGGCGCACGUGGGCGAUGCCCGCCAGCGAUCCACACCGCCUGAGAUGAGAGGACGGACGGCGGGACACCAGGUAUGACAAAGUGACAGCCACAGCAUCACGCAGGGAGAAAGUUUAGGAGGGAGGCAGCCGCGACAGGAGAGGAGCACUAGGAGCUGCUCCAGACUCACACCAGCCAGCAGGACUCCAAGUCACCCUCCUGGACACAUAAGGUAGAUAACAGGAGGGUGCCUGGGGAUAUAAAGAAAUAUGACUUGUGUGUGUGUAUAGUGUGAGUGUGUGUGUGUGUGUGUGUGUGUGUGUGUGUAUGUGUGUGAGUGUGAGUGAGUGUGUGUACAAGUAUGAAUGUGAGUAUGUCUAUAAAUGUGAGUAUGUGUAUUAGUGUGUGUUUGUGUAUAUGUUUAUAUAUGUGUGAGUGUGUGCGUCAGGGUGUGCUUCUGUUUCAGUGUGUGUGUGUGUCUGUGUGUGUGCACAGAUUUGUGUAUGUGCAUCUGUGUGUUAGGGUGUGUUUUCUAUGUCAGUGUGUAUCUAUGUGUGUGUGUAUGUGUCGAUGUGUAUCUAUGUAUGUGUCGGCAUCUAAAUGAAUGUGUAUGUGUCGGUGUGUAUAUAUAUAUAUAUAUAUAUAUAUAUAUAUAUAUAUCUGUGUGUUAAUGUUUAUGAAAAUCGGUGUGUGUUUGUAUGUUUGUAUGUGGUAGUGUAUGUGCAUGCAUCCAAGCAGUCAUACAUCAGCACAACAUACAAGCACACUCCUGCAAUCUAACACAAAUAUUACAUACAAACACACCCCUGCAUUCAACCUCCCCCAAAAUAUACAAACAUACAUGUAACGGAGCUCCCUGUACCCCUGGCUGGGUACCUCUGCCAAGGACCACUUCCUAGCUAGAACAGGGGACAAACCUCAGCACUCUUGCCCUCAGUCGCCGUGGCUUGACUGGGGCCCUGGAACUGCUCCCUCCAGGAGCCGUAGGGGGAAUUCGCUCUAGACACUCCCAGGCACUGGACGAUACUCAGUCCUGGGUGCUCUAGUCCUUACAAGGACUUUCCCUGUUGA
Pelobates cultripes (western spadefoot toad) is the source of this 64758-nucleotide messenger RNA. The record is from the annotation of a GenBank genome assembly. NCBI's taxonomy places the organism in Eukaryota, Metazoa, Chordata, Amphibia, Anura, Pelobatidae.